Molecule: messenger RNA, 86178 nt
Organism: Xyrichtys novacula (pearly razorfish)
Lineage: Eukaryota; Metazoa; Chordata; Actinopteri; Labriformes; Labridae
Source: the annotation of a GenBank genome assembly
AUGACGUCUCAGGAAGAGACGCUCUCCUUCAGGAGGUUUUUUCAGUACGUGGAGGACAGUGGUCUUCAAGCCUACGACGGUCUGGUGAUCCAAAAUGCUUCAGAUAUAGCUAGAGAGAGUGAUCGUAUUCGAAACCAGACCAACUGGACCUACCUGCAGGAAAAACACCAGAAGAAGAGACGACAGGAAGAAGCCAUUAAAAGGUUAGAAAGAUUAAACAUUCAAGACCCACAAAAUGUUAACCAAAUAUUUUAUUUUCAUCAGCUCACUGCCUAGAAGAAAGCUGUACAGUGAUUUCUUAAACAUAACAGUCAGUCAUUUGAUCAGUCACUCAGUCAGUCAGUCAAUGAGACAGUCAGCCAGCUGAUAGUCAUGUAUCUGAUCAGUGUUUGAGUUCGGAUGAUACAAACCUUUGAAGAAAACCACAGCAACCUUUUACAACAGACCAACAGAAACAUCACAGUUGUCAGCAUUUUUGACUCUGAUAUACGUACAUUAACAUGCAGUUAACAUCUCAGAACACAAAAAAAUUAUCUUGAGAUUAGGUCUUAUCUGUCACGCAGACACAGCAGUGUAAAAGGUAGGGUGCAUAACUUAAGUUGUUCUGUAACUCCAAAAAAGGAUAUUUAAAACAUAAAAAUAGAAUAAAGAGUAUAAAUGUAUAAGAGUCCUAGGCAAUAUAGUCAGUAACUGGGGUCUACCUUGUCAUAAAAAUAGGUCCUUUUAUCUGUAACUGGGCAGUCAAAUAUUCCAUCAAGUAGUCUUGCUUUACUUUCUGUAACCAUCAUAGGAGGGUGAGGCGCCAUCCAAUCCGGAGUAAUAAUUUUUCUUGCAGUCAACAACAAAACAUGUAGGGCUCUAUUUUUGUGCCUCGCUGGAGACGUGCCGCAAGCGCGGCGUAAGUCAGAUCCGCCGCGCCGACAAGGCGUUCCCAAGCACAAUUUGGUAUUUUGGUGAGCAGUGCAGCCCGGCGUAAGUAUCCCCCCUCCCUAACUCAGCUCCUCCCAGCGGCGUAAGUCAUAGUGAGGGAGGAGAGAGGGCGUAGAGUGGGGCGUCAUUGGGCGUCCUCCACACUCUCUCAUAUGAGCACAGAUGGAUUUGGUGUGUGUAAUGUUGGACCCACUGGUAAGACAAACACCCUUUUCCACAAAUAAAGACACUCACAUAAAGUUGCAUAUAUUCAAACCUCACGUGACAAUGGUGGGUUGUGCGCACAGAUCACAACAUAAACUCCAAAAAUGGCAUUAAAAUCGGAACCAUCUGUGCGUAAAUUACGCAUCGCGCUCCGUGGCCGGGCUCUUUCUUUCAUAGAUGUUGGCAUAUAAAAUAAAUUUUUUAUUAUAAUAUCCGUAUGUCGGCUUUAAGUAGAUAACGCAUCUGAGCGCUGAAACAAAUCAUCUGUUCAGCCGCCGCUGCUGAAGCAGGACAGAGAGAGGACACGGAGACGUGUCCAGGUCAAGCUGUGUGAGAAAUAAGAGGAGGAGGAAGAAAGAAAAGGAGGGAGACAAAUUACAUAUCUUGUUAACUUCAUCAUGUGUGUCUAUUUACUAGAUAUUUAAUUUAAUUCAAUGCGAUUUCAACUGUGUUGAUUCGGUCAGGUUGUGUGUCCAAACGUGCUCAUCAGAUAUAGAUCAGAAUAUAUCGAUAUAGAUCUAAAUGUAUGUGCUGACUCAGAUUAUUAGUUGUUAUUGAUUAUUUAGCGUCUUUGAGUGUUUUUAAAAGUGCUGUACAAAUAAAAUGAAUUAUUAUUAUUAUUAUUAUUUAUUGCACUGAAAUGUGCCUGACACUGUGGAAACCUGCCGGUGAGGCAUCAGUGACGUAUGCCAAUACGCCGCCGGUAGGGCUGGGUAUUGAUUCAGAUUUUCCAAAUCGAUUCGAUUCGAUUUUACAAGGUCCAAUUCGAUUCGAUUCACGAUUCGAUUCGAUAUCGAUUCAGUCAGGGAUAUCUCAGUUAAAAAUGGCCAAAUGCAUUGAACUUAACUAGUAACCUUUUGACCUGGUAGAUUAUUAAAAAUUGUUUACAUUAAAAAUUGCACCCAAACUAGUAGCAUUCAUCAUGUGCAUUAUUUAAACAUGACCAAGUGACUGACAGAAAAUAAAUGAAUAUAAAUUAAAUUAAAAUAAAUUACAUGACAAUAUAAAUAAAGUAGCUACAAAGAUGACACAAAUAAACAGGACACUCACUUAUCUGCAACUGUCUUACAGCUUUUGUGCAAUAACACAGUGGUUGUGACACAACUGUAUCAAAACAGAUCCAUCUGUUGACUCAAAUAAAUGGCAAAUUAAAAUAGUGCAAAUAAGUCCGUUUUUUUUUAACAUGGUCAGUAUAUUUUGAACACACUAUGUAAACUGAAAAAUGGUGACAUUACAUCCUGUUUUUCUGGCAUUCUGAACUUCAUGUCAGUUUUGGUUUGUUUUUCCAUGAACACAAAAUAGAAAAGUGCUUAAGUCUAAACAGCGCUGAAUUACUUCUGAAAAUAAGCGUUUUCCUGAAACAUUAAUGCAAAAGAUCUUGUAAACUUCUGAACAAUAAUCACACUGUGUGACCUUUCAUCCCUUUUCUUACUUGUUGGAGAGAGUAAGAUUUUUCUGCAUGAAAAGGAGCUGAUCAACAUGUUGAGGAGUAAGGCAGCUCCUUUUUGCUGUGACUAUAUCACCAGCGGUGGAAAAAACCCGCUCAGAUGGGACACUGGUACCAGGUACACAAAGGUACCGUUUUGCUUGGUGGGCCAAUAGGGGAUAAUGCUUUGCACGUGCUCUCCACCAUUUGAGAGGAUCCUCAGAGAGUGGAAUGGGUGUUAGAUCCUUGUAUUUUUUUAUUUCAUCCUGGGCCUUUUCAAGUACAGUUUUCUGGGUUACCAUCUCUUUUGGCAUGUAGGUUGACCCAAGGAGAGACAUCAGUGCAGAGGAUUCUUUUGGCUUCUUUGGUGGAGUAACAUCUUCAAUGGGAUCAGGCACAGCUUCCUCUGUUCCACCAAAAGCAGAUGUUUGCUGUUGAAAACAGGAAUAAAAUUAUUUGGAAAAUCACUUGGUACACUAUUUGGAAUACAAUUGCUUAAUAUUACAAUAUUAAAGACAAAUUAAAUUUGAAUUGAAUACAGUAAGGUACAAAACUGUAAGAAAUUAGUUAUUUUGUGUCUUUAACUUACAUUAGAUGCCUCUGCCUGCUUGACACCAGCAGCUUCAGUCACCAGUUGGGAGAAUGUGCGGUCCCGGGCCUCAUCAUGCAAGAAAGGCAAAGCCUUGAAACGAGGGUCUAAUGCUGAAGCAACAUAGAGCCUGUCCUUUAGGGCUCCAUACCUUGAAAAGAUAUCACAUAUUUUAAUCAUGUUAUUUCACAGGAUAUUAAUGUGCAUGCAUGCACACACUUCACAUUUUUUAAGCAUACCUGGAAUUCAGGUUGUUGUAUGCAGCUGUCUUGAUCUCUUUGAUGAGUGUUGAAUCUUCAGGGACACAGCGCAUCUCCUCCAACAGUUGUGCAUGCAUGGGUGCGAUGAUGGACAGCAUCGGUGACGUCCCCUCAGACAUGGCAAGAGUGGCUGCUUUCAGUGGCUGAAGAGCUUUAACCAGAUCUUCUGCUACUGUUAUGUCCACUUCUGUCAACGUGCAGAGAUCUUUCUCGUUUCUGCGCACUUCAGGUGACAGUAGAGCUGCUGAGAUUGCUGGUUGCUGCUCAAGGAACCGUUCUAGCAUCUCCAGUGAGCUGUUCCAUCGAGUCACCACAUCAAUCACCAACUUGUGUACAGGAAGCUCCAGUACCUUUUGCUUCUCACUGAGGAUGCGGCUUGCUGUAGUGCUAUGAUGAAAAAAUGCGACGAUGCAUCUGAUUCUGCCGAGCAAGCGCGCAGCUGGAGGGACUUUCAGUGCAAUUUAUGAAGCUAAAUUAAGAAGGUGCGCAAAGCAACCAAUGUGCUGCAAGCCCACAAUCUCCGCAGUGCGGAUGAUAUCUGCAGCAUUGUCUGUUACAAUGGCUGGCACUUUGUUUGCAAGCUUCCACUCACGGAUCGCAUUGAGUAACAGGUCGCUGAGAUUCGUCGCUGUGUGGCUGGUUUCCACGGCUCUUGUUUGUAGAACAUGGCAUGCAAGGACCCAUUCGUCGCUAAUGUAGUGAGCAGUAAUGGUCAGAUAUGAAUCUGUUACUCUCGAUGUCCAACAGUCGCAAGUCAAUGCCACACUCUCCGCUGCCUGAAGCAAAGUUUCGAUGCUUUGCUUCAAACAUGCAUACAUGUUUGGAAUUGUCACUUCACUUAAUUGUUUAUGAGUCGGCAAAACAUACCGUGGCUCCAGCGUUUUCAUGAGACUUCGGAAACCAUCGUUUUCAACGACACUGUAAGAUCGAAUGUCUUUGCAUAUGAAAACUGCAAUUGCCUCGGUUAUCUUCCGUGCACGUUGAGAGUUUGCCGGUAACUUGGGGGCCAAUACCUGUUCCAGGCUAGUUUGUUUGAGCCGUGCCGAGUCCAACUGUGUUACUGUUUUUGGGUGAUGUCUUGUCAGAUGGUUUCAGAGAUUUGUCGUAUUCCCACAGUAUUUCACCGCUCCGUUGCAUACUUUGCAUUUUGCUUGUUUUUUGUCAUCCGCGUUGUUCUCUCCGUCUCUUUUAAAACAAAAAUACGCCCAAACAUCAGCCUUAAACCUCGCCGGGGUUGCCGCUGACGCUGUACUCCCUUCCGCCAUGUUUCCCUCUCUUGCUAACAGCGGCUAAUAACAUCUCGCGAGAUCGUGUUCCGUGGAAAGCCGCGCUAAACACUGAUCUCGCGAUACUGCCAGGGUUGAAACAGGCUGUUCACUGCAAGUUAGAAGAUCGAUCUAUGGAUUUAUGAAUCGAUAUCUGACUAUAAAAUGGUGAAUCGAUUCAAAUCGAUUUAAUCGAUUCUUAUAACCCAUCCCUAGCCGCCGGUCUACCAAAAUACUACUAGACCAGCUGCGUUCCGCCUGCGCUGAAAGCUGACCAGGUUUGAAUCGGCAAGCUUUCAGCGCACUUUACACGCCGUUGGCGAGCACGAAAAUGUCACUGCCCCCGCUGAUUCUGUCGACACCUCCCCCUGCCACGCCACCACGCCCAGCUUGGCGGAUCUCGGCUCGCCUCCGUGUGCCUCAGUCCACGAAAAUACCAAACUGGCCGUAAGCCGGGCUGCGCCAGACGAAAAUACAACUGUGCGGGGCUCGCCGCCCUCCGUCACCUCACCGGCGCACACGAAAAUAGAGCCCGUAAUAUCUAACAUUGGUAAAGAGGUCAGGAAACACAUCUGAUAAAAAUAACAAAGAGUUCAUAGGGAGGUCUAUUAUUUUCCAGUCAAAAAUUUCCAAAAUUAUUUGUAUUUCUAGGCAGUCCCAGAAUAUAUGAGUGUGAUGGCCAACUUUACCACAGUUCCUCCAGCAUUAGUUUUGUUGGGAUUGUUUUUGGAGACAAAAGUUGUUCAGUGUCCCGAAGAACCUGAUUUUGACCUUCAGUCAAAUUCUUCGUACAGUCAGCUUCCAAACAAAUCAAACAGAAGCAUAAAAUUGCUUUCUAGGUUAGCUUUGUACAUUUUUCCAAUCUGUAUGUUUUGUGACAUAACGUCUGAUUUGUAAAUAUCUAUUUAGGUCACUUAAAGGCAAGGCAAAUUGUCUCAAAGUUGUGAGAAAGAUUUAAUUACAUGCCCAUGCAGGAGUUGAUUAUUAUCAGACCACUCUCCGCCCAUCUUUUAUAGGCUUUGGAAAAUAUGAAUGGUUAUGUCAGAAAAAUAAGACUGCAUCUAACUUGCUGCCAGCUGAGAAGAACGACAGAGAUUGUGGACUUCUUUUUCUUCGAUAUCUUUUACUUGCAAGGAGUCAGCAGCUUAUAACAAAGGCAGCUUCCUCUGACUGAGGAAUUCAGAUUUUUACACAUCCUUUAUGCAGUCAAGAAACAGACACCCCCACCCACUAACAUCAUCUCACAAGUGGCAUGACAUUACAACCGUAUCCAAAAAGGUUACAGGUUGCAGCUGUGGUCUGUGCUGGGAAGACAAAGACAACUUAGUUCAUCAUCAGGUUCCUGCUUAUCAGUUCAAUGUCACACAGCUGGGAAAACAACCUGUGAGUGAAAUUAUAGCAUUCAUCUAGUUCCAUGGCUUCAGCGGGAAAGUAUCAGUCCCAACUCCAAGGCCAUUGUUCUCCUUUCCCAUGCUCAUUAAAAAGAAAUAUGACUCUGCAAGCAUUCACACCAAGUGGUUUUCAGUAAAUGAUGAUUAACAUACUUAUAUAAUGAUAAAAUACACAUGUGAUAGCAUACACUUACAAUUUUUCUUUCAUUUUCCUCCUGUUUAUCAUUAUUACAGUAUGAACAUUUUUCUCACAUCAGUAACGUACAACUUCUUUUGAUUUUCUGUAGGCAUGUCAUAUUUUGUUAACAUACUGUAAAACGAUUUUUGUUUAUCAUGAUGGGCUCAGCUGGACUGCAAUGUCCAUGUUUUUAGCCUGCUCCACAAGCUUGAAAUACACUUCACCAUGUUCCUACAAGAGCGUGUCUCUAAUGAAUACAUACACGCAAUGAAUACACAGAAUAAUAGUAACACAGUAGCAACUGGUGUCAGGAAUUUCAAAAGGAUAUGAUACCAAGGACCAGACGUCAUCCAGCUUAGCCAGUCCACUUUAUUCACAUGAUCGCCAUCCUCAGUGAAGUCAGGUUUACAAUCACCUGCUGAAUGAUUCCUCCACCUGCAUCAUUUUCUGGAAUGAAAGUACAGCAAGAUGUACCCACCAAGGCACAUACUCCUCCUGACGCAGCAGUGAGUUGAUCCAACACAGUGUGGUCCUGCAGCUCCAUCAUUCUCAAGGCAGUGAGUUCCUCUUUCACGCCCUCCAGCACUCUGAUGGUAAUGUUUGCAAAGGUAUCAAACCUGUAAUCAAGUGUCCCAGUUCUUAACAUUGUCUUACCCAAUCCUGUCCAGGGAAAAAGUGACAGGAUCACCUUCUGACCGUUAGACCACAGCUUAUGAUCGAGGGUUACGUCAUUCCCAUAAUCAAGUCAUGUCGAGGAAAGAGAUCUCUCUUUUUCCUACUCUCAACGGCGUCCUGAACACUAAUGUUCACUAUGAAGGACUGAUUAGAAGGGGUUAUCACAGCACACCUGCCAGUCCAUCCGAGAGGUAGAUCAAGAAAAGCAUUAGCACCACACAUCCACACACACUCUAAUUGUGGAAGUGUACCCAUAAUGUCAGGAACAGUGUGAAAUGGUUGACACUGUAUACCAUGUGGUGCACCUUUUGAAUCAGCUGUACAGGGAACAUAUGUCACUCUACAAUUUGAUCUGUCCACCUUUACGAAUUAGGUGUCUUUGUCCUCCACCAAGUGGAUGCAGUUCUCGUAACAGAUGAACUUAGUACUCAGAGGAACGUGGAGUGGUCCAUAGAUCUUCCUGUUACCUGUAGAGCCAUUUUUCAACAGGUUAUGGAAAGAGAACUUUGAAAACUCAGGUGGAGUAGGUGUAGCCUGACCUGUUUCGCCAUCUACAAUCUGUUUCAGAACCCUUGGCCACAAAGCUGAUUGCUAUGCUUCAGGAAAUAGUCUGCUGUCAUUCAGGUACAGCUAUGGAACCACGUAUGAGUUUGUUUUGGCCAGGGACAUCCUAACCUGGUGUCUCCUCUGUAGGGAGAGAGGAUCAUCUGGCAUUCUAUAGGCAUUCAUGAUCUCUUUUGUCUUCAACAUUUUGAUCAUGUAAUCUACCAAUACUAUGUCUAAUUCCCUCUCAGAUUCUGGUGAUAAUAGUCCAAAUUGGGGUAUUACAAAUUUUCUUCCAAAUAAGAUUUCAAAAGGAGUUGAGCUUUUGUUGGAAUUUGGAGCUAUAUAAAUUCAUAAUUUUAACAAGUCCAAACAAUAAAUCAAGUUUUUUCUUCUCCUCUCUUCCAUAGCUUUCUUUAAUUUAUUUUUAACCAUACCAUUAUGUCUUUCUACAAGGCCUGCAUUCUGUGGAUGAUUAACACAAUGAUGUUUUAAAUCAACAUUUAAUCUAAGUCCCAUGUUUUUUAUUUUUGUUUGUUUUUUUAAUUUUAUUAUUUCAUUCACAAAAUGAGUUCCAUUGUCACUAUAGAUUUGUUUUUAAAUGCCGAAUCAAGGAUUUAUUUCUCUGCACAGGAUUUUCACUACUGUUAAUGCAUCUGGAUGGGUGACGUGAAAUAAUUCUAGUGAAAGAAUCUAUAAUCAUUUCUUUCCCUCACACUGAUUUAACUCUAUGAAUUCCAUGUGUAUGGCUUCAAAUGAAGCGUUGGUUGGUGGAAAUUGUCCUCAUUUUGGUCUUACAUUACCUUGAGCAUUAUGUCUAGCACAAACUGAACAAAUCAAACAAAACUUUUUUUGAAUAGUUUAUGAAUUCAUAGGUAGUAAAGUGUUGAUUAGCUACUACACUCAUCCCUCCUGUCGAGACAUGGCAAGGCCCAUGCCUUGCAAUUGCCCCCUCUAAAGCUGUGUUUGCUGAUCUGACAAAAAUCUUUUGUUUGGCAAACCUCAUCUGUGGUAGUUUAUGUCUAAGAACUGCUCUUUUGCUCCUGAGUCACACAAAAAGGCUACAGGUGAACCACGAAACAUUAACUUUAUCUGCAGUUUUGUGUCUGCAUAGAAAAAUAUUUUCUCCAAGUUUAGCACUUCUUCCUCCUCUGUCUCCUCUCUGUUAAAAUUCCUGCCUCUGAACCUGCUUCUUCCUCGUCCUCCCUGUAAUAGUCUUCAAAUAAUUCAUCAUCUCUCCUAUUGCCUCCCAUUGCCCUAUAGUUGUCCUUCUUAUCUCAUGUAGGAUGACAUUCAUUGUCACAUGUGGAGUUGAUCUCACGUUGAAUAGCAUUAUAGGGAGGGUGUUGAUUCAAGUUAGUUUUGUGUCUGCACAGACUUUAGCCAAUUCUAUUUUAAUAGUGCGAUUAUGGGGCAUCUGGGACUGGAAAACUUCACAGUCCUGCUUUGAGUGGAACCUUUGGAUUUAACUGAUAAUAUAUUUACAAUAUACAGUAUACAAUAUAUUUACCUCACCCCCACCUCAAAGUGUCUUUGAGGUGGGGGUGCCACCAUUGUUAAGAAAUAAGAGCUGUUAACUUUCGAGCUCGCACAGUGACCUCUACUGUGUACCUCUUCGCACAAAAAAUUUAUUAAUCCAAUUGGAGCUACAAUCUUUCCUUCAUGAUUUCUUCAGAACUCUUAAAUUUUGUUGCUCCUUUUUCUUUCUAUACCAGUUUUUUUAGAUGGGACAGCUGCUUCCUUCACAUAGAACCCUUUGUAGUUUUUCACUUACUGCUUUGGGUAAUUUGCCUAUUUACAUUGCAUCAUGUUAUGGCUUUCGCUGCCAUUUCUGCUGCAUUAAUUCCUCUUGCUACUCUGCUGUCUGCUUUUUGGUGUUCUCUGCACUUUACUAUGGUUGCGUAUUUUCUUUUUCUUUUUUGUUCCAAUAAGGUAUAAUAAAGAUUAAUCAGUCGGUUCAAAUGUUUAACAGGGAUGCCAGCUGAGGUCACGAAACCUCUUCCUCUCCAGCGACACAUGUCUACAUGUACCACAUACACUUCAUAGGCUGAAUCGGUUUAGUCACAGAUUUGUCUGAUAAAAGUUUGCAUGCUUCUGCAUAGGGAAGGAUUCUUUGGCUCUGGAGGAGUCAAGGUCGUAAUAUACAUAUAUAUAUAUACUGUAUAUAUAUAUAUAUAUAUAUAUAUAUAUAUAUAAAUUAGCAGUCUGCAUUAAACCUUUCUGCCAUUUUUAACUGCCUUUUCUAUCUUUCAUUUCUUUAUUAUUAUAAUUAUUAUUAUAAUUAUUAUUAAAGUUGUCUUUACUUUUAGCUUUUAUUCUUUCAACUGAUAAGCAUGAAACAGGCUGUAGCCUUCAAUCAAAUUCAUAAAGGGAGUAGGAGGCUGUCCUUCUAUUGGCAACAACUACAACAACCACCCAUUGUUGAUACACCUUUGUAUUAUGUCUUUUUCUUACACGUGUUUUAUUUAUUUAUCUAUUUUUAUUUAUUUAUUUAUUUUUCCUUUGUAUUCCCCUUUUUGCUGUCAAAAUAAGGUCACUCUGCAACCUACUUCAACUGUCAGUGGUUUUAGGUCACCCGCUGCUUCAGUUGCAGAAUUUAAACCUUCAUUCACACACUCACACUCACUUCUCUUCAGGCCUCUCUGUUUUCUUGACUCUUUAUUCAUAAACAGUCAUCACACACCUUUUAUCCCUAUUUAUACUCACACUACGUCUCGUCAGGUCUUCUCGCUGAUCAAUGAAUCGCAUCACCCAUCUAGGAAUCUGGAUGUUCGGGUCUGGUCCGCUGGCCUCUUUUGUCACCCAAUUUUAGAGUGGAGGUCUUUCUCACAGGCCUCAGGCCUCUCUGUGCACAGGUUUUAGCUUCUCCGGUACCCACUUCCAGUCCCAGAUGAGAUAUUGCGAUCGGGCUCAAAGGACCAAGUAUGUCAGAAAAAUAAGACUGCAUCUAACUUGCAGCCAGCUGAGAAGAACGACGAAGAUUGUGGACUUCUUUUUCUUCGAUAUCUUUUACUUGCAAGGAGUCAGCAGCUUAUAACAAAGGCAGCUUCCUCUGACUGAGGAAUUCAGAUUUUUACACAUCCUUUAUGCAGUCAAGAAACAGACAACCCCGCCCACUAACAUCAUCUCACAAGUGGCAUGACAUUACAACAGUAUCCAUAAAGGUUACAGGUUGCAGCUGAGGUCUGUGCUGGGAAGACAAAGACAGCUUAGUUCAUCAUCAGGUUCCUGCUUAUCAGUUCAAUGUCACACAGCUGGGAAAACAACCUGUGAGUGAAAUUGUAGCAUUCAUCUAGUUGCAUGGCUUCAGCGGGAAAGUAUCAGUCCCAACUCCAAGGCCAUUGUUCUCCUUUCCCAUGCUCAUUAAAAAGAAAUAUGACUCUGCAAGCAUUCACACCAAGUGAUUUUCAGUAAAUGAUGAUUGACAUACUUAUAUAAUGAUAAAAUAGACGUGAUAGCAUACAUAUAACAUUUUUCUUUCAGGUUAAAACUCCAUAUGCCCUUCUAAAGGCAUGGCCCAUGACAGAGCUCCCCGUAAAUUCCCCGUUUUUAAACUAAAUUCCAGACCUUAUAUGUGUGUAUAAUCUAUCAAUUAUGGAAUUUAAUUAUUUUAUUCUUAUUUAUUUAUUUAUUUUGAGAUUGCUGGCGAAAAACUAGAACACUACAGAAGAGUACCCCCAGUAUGGAUUUUAGUUAAAUAGAGAUCCAUCCAGUCUCUACGUCUCUGAAUUCCACCACCGCUUGCAGCUGAGCUGGGAGCUGCCAGCAUUAAUGUAUUCACUUAGGUGAUCACAUAAUUAUUAAAGUGAUCACAUGUGAUCACAUAAAUUGUAACAUGAAGGAGAGAUCCUUUAUUUUUUCGUGUUUUGAUACUAACAGACAUGAGUUCACCUGAAGACUGUCUCACCUGCAGGACAGAAUAAGCACUUGUAGUCAGGUUAACAGUCAGCAUUUGUACUGAGCCUUAGGAUCAGUUUUUGUGAAACAUUAUAGAGUUUAUGUUUGUAAAGUGCUUUGUGAUUGGCUUGUCUUUCCUAUGAUUGGUCUGUCCAGGAUUGGUGAAGAUGUUGCCAUGGCAACAGAGGGGGCAUUCUCUGGGAAACAUUUCAGGAUGGGUUUCAUGACAAUGCCAGCACCACAGGAUCGACUUCCUCCUCCCAGUCAGGGCUUUGCCGUCCGAUCCCAGUCCCUUCACUCGGUGGGAGGAGGAGACGAAGACCCUAACCAAAACCCAAAACUACCCCCACCCAAGCCCAAGCGGGACCCCAGCACCAAGCUAAGCAACAGCUCUGAGACCAUGAAUGGGUACGGACUGACAGGCAGAAGGGACAUGCAAGAGACCAAAGAGAUCCCAGGGCAGGCUGAAGGUAAGAGCACAGACCAGCACCUGCUGGAACACCUCAUGUUUGCAUCAUUAAAUUCAGAUCCACCCAAAACCAAUAACCACAACCCUGCCCUGACCUCGCCUGAUCUGCCCUGUAAACAAACACCUUGGUUAUUAUCAUUAAUCAAUUUAAAAAAAAAAGAAAAACUCAAAGGAAAAGGCCACCAUAUCUGAAACUCUACUGUAUAUAAAGGAUAAACUGUUCUUUCUUCAUUCCUGACUCACUGACUGGCUCACAAUCCUUGCAGUCAGCCUCAGGAGGUUAACUUUGAUAGAGUCUCUGAGCAGCAGAGGUAUAAACUCUUGUAAUUCGGACCAGAGCCAUUGCUGCAAGCAGCGGGAGAGAAGUUUUAUUAAAAUUUUUAAACUUUUCACCCUCUUCACGGGCCUGAAAACUCCUGAAAUUUGGCAAGCGAGUCGGGCCUGGCUAAAAUUUGUGUAGUUUGCCGUGCCCCUACAUAUGAAAAGAAAAAAAAAGACUCGCGAGCGCACCCUACAGUUUUCAUGCUCUGGGAGUUUCCUGUUUAACUUCCCCUACACUGGUUCCACCUCCACAGGAUUUUAGUCAUUUGACAACAGUCAAGCACCAGACAAUUUGACACCAAAAUUACGUCGGUAAGUCUUAGCGCCACCUGGUGGCCUUUAAAAAGGGUCAUUCCCCUCUGCCGUAUGUUGUAGCACAACAUAUGGCAAAGGGGAAUAGGUUUUCCAGUUAAUGGCCUGUAACUCCUUUUUUAUUGAGGGAAUGCAGCUGAGAUUUGUUCAGGACACACCUGAAGGGGUUCCAGAAAAUCUAGAAAAUGAGUACCUUGUUUUGUUAAACUGCACCUAGGUGGCGCUAUGAAAUGUCUAAAAAAAAAAAGCAAUCUGUGGUAUAGCUAUUUAUAUGCACAGCCAAAUGAAAAUUGGUACACUGAUCGGGAGCAGCGUCCUCUUGAGGACUCCAAUGUCAAAAUGGUAAUCAAACAACAAAUGGCUCCAGAGCACCCCCUACAAAAUAUCUAAUUGUAAGCCUCGCUCUUGUGUGUGACCCAAUCCUUUGAAAUCAAAAACAUUUAUGUUGGACUUCAAUACGAACAUAAAGAUCUCAAAUGUCAAAUGGGGAUCCAAUAAAAAAUGGCACCAUAGCGCCCCCCUACAAAAUUUAAAAGUGUAAGCCCUGCUCCAGUGUGUGAACUAAACCUAUGGAAUCAGGGACAGGUAUGUAGGACCCCUAGACAACUAUAAGGGCUCACCUGUCAAAAUGGAGAUCUAACUUAAAAUGGCUCCAUAGCGCCCCUACAAAAUUUCAAAAUGUAAGUCCUGCUUCUGUAUGUGACCCAAACCUAUGGAAUCAAAGACACUUGUGUUGGACCCCAAGAUGAACAAAAAGGGCUCCAAAGUCAAAAUGGAAAUCCAACUAAAAAUGGCUCCAGAACACCCACUACACAUUUUCACAAUGUAAGCAAUACUUCUGUGCGUGACCCAAACCUAUAGAAUCAAUGACACUUAUGUUGAACCCCAAGACAAACAAAAGAGGGAGGUGGUCCACAGAGGUAGUGGCGCGACAUGGCUCAAGCCUGAUAGCGCCCCACAGGGUGCUAUGUUUUUUGGACAUUUCAGAGCUCCACCUAGACAGAGUUAAACAAAACAAGGUGCUGAUUUUCUAGCCUAUCUGGUACCCCAUCAGGUGUGUCCUGAACAAACCCUUAGCUGCAUCCCAUCAAUAAAGAAGGAGUUACAGGCCAUUAAUCAAAAAACGCAUUCCCCUCUGCCACCAGGUGGCGCUACAACAUACAAACGAAAGUUUGGUGUCAAAUUGUCCGGUGCUAGACUGAAAUGAAUAAAAUCUUUGGGAGGUGGGAACAGUCUAUGGGUAAUUAUAGAAGAAACUCUGCAAACACGAAAGCUGUUGGAUGCACUAGCAAGUUAUUUUUUCACAUAUAUAGGGCAUGGCAAAAUACAUGAAUUUGAGCUGGAUCCAACCCACCUGCCAAAUUUCAGGAGCUUUGAUGACAGCACUCAAUCAGGUAACAAAGAACAGGUGUUAUAAGAGCUUAGAGCAGCAGUGCCUGACACCUGGUGCCAAAACUGUGAACUUAGAGUGUUUCUUGUCAUCAUCAAGUGAUAGAAACUCUUUAGGUUUAACUCUGUGUUUGCUUUCUGCAGCGCGAUGCCAUCUCUUUGAUGACGACUUGAAAAAGAUGCCUCCACCUAAACCCAAACGGAAUCCCAACACCCAGCUUAGCACCUCUUUAGAUGAGUCUUACAUUUGUAACCAUAGACACAGGAAGUCAUCUCUGCGUUGGGACCACUCUGUGUCCCAGAGUCAGGGUCCAGCAUUCAAGGACAUGGAUGAUGAGGAGCCAGUUUACAUUGAGAUGGUGGGGAACAUACUGCGCGAGAUGGGGGGUCAGGAGGUAUUCAGCGAUGAGCAGAAUGAAUCAGUGUAUGAGGAGAUGAAAUACCCCAUGGAGGACUUUGUGCAGGACCCUCACUCUGUUCUGAUUGACCCUGAAGCCUGGUCAUCUCGAGGUGCUUCUUUAGACAUCCCCCCACCUUUCCCCAACCUCUUGACCCCUCGCCCACCACUGCUUGUCUUCCCCCCUGCACCUGCUCAGUGCUCCCCUAACUCAGAUGAGUCUCCCCUGACCCCCCUGGAUGUUUCACGGCUCCCCGUGAUGGACAAUGUCUCAUACAGCAAGUCAGGUGGUGUCGAGCAACCACAGAGCUCUGGCCACAACCGCAAGGACCGAGACUGGGACAAAGACCGGGAUCUGUCUUCCACCCACACAAUCACUUCCUCUGGCCGUUCAUCUGCCCCACCCCUUCCCUCAAAUUUCCACAAGUCAUCACACAGUGGCCAUGGUUACCCCCGCAGCCAAUCAGCUUGCCCGUCUCCAGUAAGUAUGGGCCGCUCUCUGACCCCUCUGAACCUGAAGAAACCACCACCAUAUGACAUCCUAAUGGCUGGAGGAAGUGUGCCCCAUUCCUCUUCUUCCUCCUCCUCUUCCUCUCACCGGGCAGGUGAAGCAGGAUCCAAACUCAGUAACUCCUCCUCUACCCAUGGUUCCCUGCAAAACAUGCCAAUGAGGUCACAGACGCCGACAAGCCCCAUGGACGACCUCAAUAACCCCUUCACCUCUGGGAGACAGGUGGUAAAGAAAGGCAGCAGGAAGAGCCGAGAGAGCACAGGUGAGAAAUGUAUAUCUAUGUUCAACAGGUAAAAUAUCUGUAAAAUAUCAGUUUAAUAUAUCAAUUCAUUACCUGUAUAAUAUCAACUCAAUAUCAGAGUUAUAUCAGUUUAUCAUUGUCUUGCUGAAAUAUGAGGGUCUUCCCUGAAAAAGUCAUUGUUUGGAUGGCAGCAGGUGUUGCUUCUAAACCUGUAGAUAUUGUUUAAUGCUGAACUGUUAAGUUGUUCUUCUAACAGCUUUUUACCUGUUUGGUUAUUGUCAUAACAACCUUUUACCUUUUUUGGUGUUUGUCUUGUUUUGCUGUUUCAGCCAAUAGGAAAUCAUCAGAGUUGUAUUUUCUUUAAUAUAUUGCUGACAAAUCAGAACUUUAUAAUUGAAUUGAGGCUGAAUCCUCCAGAGGCAUGUAGAAAACAGCAGCUCUGUAAAGAGGAUUACCAUCAGUUAUUGUGUCACCAUGGAAACAAUGUUGUCAUGGUGACCUCUUUCAGUCAGCGGAUUUACUGCCUUUCUUCUUCCUCCUCUUCCUUGCUUUAGUUUUUAAAUGUGUUUGAGGGUUCAGGAAGACAGGGCAGUACAUCUUUUUGAGUUCUUAAAUAAAUGUAAGAAAAAAAUAAAUUCUUGCUGGAGAUAAAAAGUAAAACAUAGACUUUAAAUGGCUCUCUGACAUUUUUGUUAUACAACAUAUGAUUUUUGAAUCCCUGAAUCGUCUGAGAUCAGCCAUAUGAUCACCUAUCCAUGGGUUCUGACCCCUGAAUGUUCCCACAACCAGUUCCUGCAAGGAGUUGGUACUGUCACUGCCCCCCCCAUUUUACCAGCCAGGCAGGCAGUAAACAUUUCUGGCCCUAGGCCAGUUGCUCACAAAUGACCAAGCAUCUUAGAGGACUUUCCCCCUCAGGUUUGAUUUCCUCCAUGUCCCACAGAACCAGCAUUACUUUGGUGAUGGCAGUAGUGCCAUCAAAGUAGGGGGAAGUGUCUGCAAAAUCAGCUUAGCGUACACUAACAGACAAGAACUUAGAAAAAUAAUGAUCUGUUUAUUACAGGAUAAAUGAUGGUACAACAUACAUGCAAUAAAUGAUAAGAUAAUGAGGAUAAAUAAUAAUAGGUGAAUAAAUAAAGAUUCUGAGUCAGGCUAGGAGCACUGAAGUUAAUGAUAGUGAGUGAAUAUGCGCUAACAUAUUAACCUACACUAACUUUGGUGUUGAGAUAAAUUUGGACGUGGAUUUGGAGGAAUCUAAGAUUACCAGAAUAAGUGGAUAUCUGAGUUAUGAACGCAUGAGAAAGCAUCAGCCCUCUUUGGAGCUCUGGAGGUUUGCAUACUUAAGUGAGACUGGUCCUUGGAGAAGAUGGAGCAGGUUCCGAAGGUCCGGGGCUACCUGCGGUUCGAGCGGUUCAGCUCAGAAGACGACUGAAGUCAGCCGAAGGAUGGGCCAGGAGUUGUAGCACUCGGGCCCGAAGCAAAGCCGGCGCCUGUGGAUCCUGUGGAUGCUCGUUUGGACGCUUCUUUGGUCUCACUCAAAAACUCUGGCACAGAGGAUGACCUGGGCCUGCUGGGUUGCGUUCAGAGGUGACUUUGAAAUCACGCAGAUAACUCAGGGAAAAAAAAGAGGUUCGAUGACCAGUGGAAACUUUCAAAAAUGGCUUCACGAAAUUAAAGAAAAAUCAAUCAAAGGCUUAAUCUUGAAUUGCUAUGCGCACAAAAAGUUGAAGUUUCAAAACUUGAACUAAGACGAUGUUAAAGAAAAAUCAACGUGAAUCAACACGUGGUGUAAAAUUUAGAAGACUAAGAAAAAGUAAGACUAAGUAGUAAGAGCUAAGAGAAAAUGAAAAGUUGAACUGAAGAGUAGAAGAGCAAUAAGAGAAGAGAGUGUGUAAGAGACUAAGCGAACAAGAGUAUACGGGCAAGAAGAGCAUAAGAGGCAGAAGAGAGUGAGCAACCCCACUUCACUGGUUUUAUCUUCUCACACUGGGAGUGUCUCUGGCGUGUGUGUGUGAGGAGAAAGACGAGGGGUCGUGGGGUCUCCAAGCAGAGGAGACCUCGGAUCUCUGAUUAUUUGAUCUAACUUAUACUUUUGGCUGGUAAAAGAGUCAGAUCUGAUACUCACCCACGAUGAUUAAUAUCAUUGAAUGCUUGGUUUCAUGAAAAAGAUUUGAUACUAAACACAUAUGAAUGAAAUGUAGGAUCACAUCAAACAUUCUCAUUAUGUUUUAAGUAUCACACUGAACAUGCUAAAUUACUCUGAAAUGAAACAGAGAGUAACACAUAGAAACUGUGAACAACAAAAGAGUAAAUACAUGUGAAUGAACUUCAUUAUGAUUAAUAAUGGAUUCUAAAUACUCACAUUCAGAUUAUUCAAUGACAUUAUAACCACCUAAUGGUUAAAAUACUAAAUAAACGAUUAAAAUAUAGACCAAACUUUUCUAAACCAUUUCUGUUACUUAGAGUAAAGUUAUGAUUCAUAGUCAAUAAAUUUAACUCUUAAAAGUUCAUGAAACAGUCUGAAAAGCUGUUGGUCUAAAGAAACUAAAGAAUAAAGGGUUUAUUCUUUCAGAGUGAUAACUCGGCUUCUGGAGCACAUAGAAAAACGGGAAACAUCUCAUUUUAACACAAAUUUCAUGAUUAGACAGAUUAGUACAUUGCUGAAUGCAUAAGAUGUCAUGAUCAGUCAUUUGUAUUCUUUCUCCAAAGGAAUGCAGUUUUUAUCAGUACAUGGUUGAGCAGGGUUUUACGACCGAGGUCUGGAGGUCAGUGUCCUGCUCCUCAGAGCUUAUCUUGGGGUCUGUAUGUUCAAGACGGUAAAUCUCAAAUGGGAGAUCUGGGUUGAGGCGUUAAUGUUUAUUUAAAUGGUCAGUGAUGGCGUCAGUUUGAAAGGUAAUAAAAACUCCGUCUCUGUUCUCCAAAUUGACCAAUCGUGAAGAGUCAGAGGUUUGGUCAACCUCCAGUCGUGUCAGUUAGGUAACCUGAAAGUGCAAACAAGUCUGGAAAGAUUUACAUCCUGUGUCCUGGGACCAGAUAAGAAAACUUUUCCUUCAAGGAAUGUGUGAGUUUCACAUACAGGGUUGUCUUUGAUCCAUAUCUGAUCUGAUGAUUAACCCUAACCCUUACCCUAAUGGUCACUCAACCAGACCAACUUAACUGUAGCAAUUUGAAUUUAUAAUAAAUGUCCUAAAUUAAUAGAAUUAAAUUAUGACAUUUAUGCACUCGUUGAAGGGGCACCACCCACCUUUUUCUGAUGGGGAAAAGACAAAACAAAGUUGAUUGCAAAAGGGACAAUACCUCACUGCGGCUGCGCGAACAGUAGCAAGGAAAAAAAUACAGUUCAUGCUGCCUCUCUAACAGCGGAUUAUUUCAACUACACACCUCUUGGGAGUAACAAGAGUUACACAGACAGAUCUCACAACAGCAGACAAAACUGCAGACAUACACUCAGAAAUGCGGCAAUUUGUGAAGAAUAAUUGUGUCUAAAAUCACUCUAACAAAACCUCUCACUGGAAACAGUGAUCUCCCGCGACAGGUAGCUAAUCUGCUGGGAUGAGGAAACAAAAUGAAUCCCUUACAGUCACUAGAAUUUCGUAGCAGACUAUAGAGAGUUCAGAUACUCCGGACCACGGAUUGGAGCUUCGCGAACACCGGGUCCAGCCCAAGGCCUUUAGUCAAGCGUACAGCGAUGCUGAAAUCAUGCACUCAACAGUUAGCACUCUGGAUUCCCGUAUCGGCAGCACACAGCGGAAGCUGUAGCCUCACUGCAAUCAAAACAAUAAUCCACGUGGUCCAGGCUCACACACAAACGUAUGCAGCAAAAUCACUGUUUUAGCAAGAGCUCAUAUCAUCAGAACAUGAAUCAGAGACACUUCAAAAGGCCAGUUCAGUUAUUUCAAAAAUGCAUCGGAAACACAUCAAGCAUACUAUCCAGUAAUUUCAGCAAGCAUAGCAUAGAUUUUAAGGGAGUCUAAGUUGAGAAAGAUGGGUUUUCUCACUAGUUUAGGGAGAUAAUCUUAAGGUUGUCUGUCAGUGUUUCCAGAAGUCGGUUUGAAAUGCCUCAAGCGGCCACACAAAAUAGUAUGUAGCAAUUUGAAUUUAUAAUAAAUGUCCUAAAAUAAGAAAAUUUAAUUUGACAUUUAUGCACUCAUUGAAGGGGCACCACCCACCUUUUUCUGAUGGGAAAAAGACAAAACAAAGUUCAAUUGAGAAAUCAAACGUUGAAUCAGUCCUAAACAGAUUUAAAUCAAUCUCACAUAUGAGGCCGGAAUACUCAUUUCAGGGACUUCGCUUCUGGAAGGACCACUAAGAGAUGACAACUUAAAAUUAAAUGGACAAUUUAUUGACAAAUGCUAGGUGAAAACAUAAAUUCAAUAAAUGACGAUCAAACAAUGAGAAAAUAAAAGAACACCUAAUGAAUAAAUGAAGGAAUGGUUUGAACUGAACCUAAGACUGGAGGUUAAUGAUAGUGAGUGAAUAAGGAAAAAUUUAACCCACGUUAAUUGGGUUACGAGGAUAAAUUUUGAAGAGGAAUUUGGAGAAACUAAACUGUAAUUAAGGAUAUAAGCUACUGAAUGCUUGACAGCAUCACUCAGUUGAUACAGCAGUGUCGAGGGGUUUGCCUACCUAUUUGAUGUCAGUUCUCAGCGGGAAAUCUUGGAGUGGAUACGCUGAAGUUCCUGGCUACCGGACCAGAUGCUUGGAGGUUCGGCAGGUUCCCACCCGCAGCACACUGUGUCAGCGCUGUUGGAUACUUUUAGCUCUCUCUCCUCUCGGAACCAGGUGACAAACGCAGCUAGGAAGAUGAUGCUGGUCGGUCUUCCGGGCAUUCAGGGUUAGCUUUACUGUGGAUUAAUUUGUGCCAAUAACAUAAGAAAAUACUUUCGCUGGCCAGUCGAUAUUGUCUUCAGGAGUCACUGUAGCGAACUAAACAAAAUAAAAGACUGAGACUUAGGUACUCUAUGCGCGCAGGUAAUUACUGAUGCUUUAAAGAAACUUAGGCAUGGCUUCAUCCAAGUUUCUGGAAAAGUCUGAAACUUAAGGCAAAUAACAGAAAUGCAGGGAAAAAUUACAAGACGAUGGGCGGAGACAAAAACGCCAACAAAGGGAAAAACACAACAGAGUGAGCGGUGUAAGCUCAGCUCUUUUAAGCAGUUCACGUGGGGCGUGAAACAAAAGAGGGGGCACUCAUGCACUCUUUGUUCACAAUGCAGGCCCGUUGGCUGGCAAGCGAAUAAAAAUUAACUUGCGAUAUUAAAAAACGAGUUAGAUCUAAUUUACUCACUCACUAUGAUUAAAGCCAUUUAUCAAAUCACAUACGAUCAAGUUUCACUUCAUUGUUUCUUAUGAGCAGAUGCAUCAAACCAUAACAUUGAAUGUAAAGUAAACUUUAAUCAGCUGUUUUCCUGAUAAUCUAUAACCUGAGGAUUAACAACUCUUUGAAAGUUAGAGAGGGAUAGAAAACCAAAUUAUCUUUUCGUACAGAAACACCAUCAAGCAUAAGAAACACAUACGUGAUAAUACUUAAUUAAAAUAUAAACUUGUCAAUCGAUACUUAGUAAAUGAUUAAAAUAUAUAUUGUGGUGAGGUAGAUAAAACAUAGCAUUUAAACAUUCAAAACACUCUUAACUCAAGUAUAAAAGAGUUUACAGUUACUACUUCUACAAUUGCUAACCUAUCUUGAGAAUACCAUUGACUAAGCUACAAAGUACAGUACAGGCCAAAAGUUUGGACACACCUUUUCAUUCAAUGUCCUUUUUUUUUUUUUUUUUUUUUUUUAUAUGACUAUUUACAUUGUAGAUUAUCACUGAAGGCAUCAAAACUAUGAAUGAACACAUGUUGAAUUUUGUACUUAUAAAAAAAGUGUGAAAUAACUGAAAACAUGCUUUAUAUUCUAGUUUCUUUAAAAUAGCCACCCUUUGCUCUUGAUGACAGAAAUACUUGGUGACUGACUCUGUCACAAGGUAACCCUGACAAGGCACACCUGUGAAGUAAAAACCAUUUCAGGUGACUACCUCAUGAAGCUCAUUGAGAGAACAGCAAAAGUUUGCAGCGCUAUCAAAAAAGCAAACGGUGGAUACUUUGAGGAAUCUGAAAUAUAAGACAUGUUUUCAGUUAUUUUACACUUUUUUCUUAAGCACAUGAUUCCACAUGUGUUCUUUCAUAGUUUUGAUGCUUUCACUGAGAAUCUUCAAUUUAAAUACUAAUGACAAUAAAGAAAAUGCAUUGAAUGAGAAGGUGUGUCCAAACUUUUGGCCUGUACUGUAUAUAACAUGCAAUAUAAUUGAAUUCAAGGAAUAAGUAUUUGGCUUCUGACCAAAACCAUAUUCAGCAAACACCACUAGGAGGAGCUCUUGGUCCAUGGAAUACCUGGAAUAAAUUUGUGAAGUUAACAGUUUGGCUUGUGGACAUGCUGGACGAAUGGGACAAAGACUGUUUCAUUGCUGAUGUGGUGUAAAGAUAGAAAAUCCUGAUUAAGUGUCCAUUAAACCUGAAAUUAAACCAUUUGCAGUUAUUCUCUUCAUUCUGCACCUAAAGAGAGUCACAGGAAAAACAAGUCACUCAGAGAAUUUAUGGCAGGGGUCUGUUUCAGGGAUGGGUGCCCCAAAUGCAGCCUCAGUUAGAGUUCUCAUGAUCUUUGGGCCAACCUUAAGGCUGAGGUGUCAACUAUGAGCUAUCCUUGCCAAAGUGAGAGGGUGAAUGUUUAUUCGGUCUGGGGGUCCUGUUGUUGAUCAGCAACUUUGUCUCUUUGAAGUGUAAAAGAUUCACUAUCAGCCUUUUGGGAGAGCGCCUCUCGGCUCUGUCCAGGGGUCCGUAAAAAGGCCAUAACUUUGGUGUGGAAAGUUACUCCCAACUCUUCUACUGAUCAGGGGAGCCUGCAUUCCUUUGAGGGUAAACUAACGGUGAAAAAGGAGAAACCACUCGUCUCCUGUUACAUAACACAGCUGAAACCGUGAUGCUGAUAAUUAAUUAUCCACAUUAAAUAUCCAAUAAAUAGUCACCCAUGAUGGUGUUAACAAGAAAUUGUAUUCCUCCUUCACCUGGACCCCGACACAUCUCUGCAGUCAUUGCCCAAGCAGGGCCUAGGCCUACAUGUCACUGUUAUAAAGUUCAACUACAUGCACAAAGUUCAUUUGACAUGCAAACAUUAGUGAUGUGUUUUUUACGCACAGGUGGUUCUGAUUUCAAUCAUGCCCUGCAUUGCAUUUAUUUAAGUUGUGAUCUGUUCACACAACCCACCCUUGUCACGUAGGGUUUAUCUAUACUGUAUAUGCACCUUGAUGUGAGCGUAAUUAUUUGUGGAAAAGGAUGUUUGUCAUACUGUCGGCCCAACCUUGGACACACCAAAUCCCUCUGUGCUUAUUUGAGAGAGUGGGAAAGAUGUGACAUCCUCUGCAACACUUGUUGAUUGGUUGCCUUGGGUAACCACGGUCUGGCGUUGCUGUCCCUAGUCAUAUUGAAAUGGGCUCCUCCCCCUAAAUGGCGAUGGCAGCGUAAAAACGUAUACAUUUUCAUCAGAAGAAAAUACAAAAUGAUGCAUUAAUUGAACUGAAGGGGAUAACUACAGGAUCAAAGGCUAGGCGUAAAGAGGAAAAUAAAUAAGAACUUGGUGAGACACUGUCUUCCACUCCUCGGUGACAGACAAUGAAAAAGAUAAGUAAAAUCAAGCAACUUAUUGUAAAUAAUAAUAUCUAGUGCCUAGCAAGGCACCAACAGGGCUGAGCUGUGUCAUACCGCCACCUCUGUGGACCACCCCCUUUUUUUGUUCAUCUUGUGGUCAAGCAUAAGUGUCAUUGAUGACAUAAGUUUGUGUUCCACACAGGAGCUAGGGUCACAUUUUGAAAAUUCGUAAGGAGUACUUUCGAGCUAUUUUUAGUUGGAUCUCCAUUUUGACAUUGGAGCCAUUUUUGGUUGGAUCUCCAUUUUGACAUUGGACCCCUUUUUAGGGCCCGAGCGUAGCUGCUAAGCAGCUGCGAGAGCCGUAUUGUUCCUGAUGGAUUCUUCUUUCUUCUUUAGGGCCCGAGCGUAGCUGCUAAGCAGCUGCGAGAGCCCUAUUGUUCCUGAUGGAUUCUUCUUUUUUCUUCUUUAGGGCCCGAGCCAGCUGCAGAGCAGCCGGGCGUAGAGCCCUAUUGUUCCCCAAGUGGUUUUUCUUUGUUUCUUUCUUUCUUUAGGGCCCGAGCGUAGCUGCUAAGCAGCUGCGAGAGCCCUCUUGUUCCUGCAUGUUUCCUUCUUUCGUUAUUAUUUUUCCUCCGCUUUAAACUGGAAAAUGGCCCACUUCCCACUGGCGAAAACUCAGGAAAUUUGGCAGGACGACCGGGCCUGGUGAAAAAUUCGAUAUUCUGAAGUCGCUCAAACAAUAAAAUGCAAAAUGGCUCCAUAGCGCCCCCUAAGGUGAAAAUUCACACCAUUGACUGUCACGCCUGUACGCUUUGUCAUAUUGACACAAAAUUUGACACACACGUAUCUCAAUAAGAUCUACAAAAAAGUCAGUGCGGGCAUAUCUGUCAAAUGUACGGUUAAAGGGUUAUUUCGCAUUUUUUGCCGAUCCGCACACAUUGGAAUUUCGCUAACUCCUCCGAAGGCUUUCGUUCCACCGGCACCACAUUUGCUCAGGCCAAUCUACACCCCAUGGCCAUUAAAAGUUGUACAAAUCAUGACGCUGCACCCCACAGUUUAGGUUCUAGGGGGCGCCAAAGAUAACCCAAAAAUCCACAGUCUUAAAAGUCUUAUAACUUUUUAUUUUUGUCCUCACUGGCCUCCAAGUUUUCUAGGAUGAUGCAAUGUCCAGCCAUCAACACAUUUGUGAAAAAGAGCGCCCCCCCAUGGCCGGAGAAAAAGUCAAGUUGUUCCUGCCCAUCGCUCAAUGGCUUAAACGCAUCGCUCUCUCGGCAAAACCGAAAGGAGGAGCAACUUGCCAUUUGGAUAUAUCUUAGCUGUGUUUGUGCCCUCACUCAUGUUCCAGACUUUUUUCAAAUAGGACAUGGAGUUUGUCUGCAGUGAGCGUUUUGGUAGAAACUGCGCCUCCCAUUCAUUAUAAUGGUAAAUGACCACAGACAAGUGCGCACACCAUCUUUGGACCUUGAGUGUGACGCGAUCGGGAGGGGGAGGAGGUUGCGCUGGGGGCAGCGCGACACGGCUCGGGCCCGCCAGUGCCCCAUCGGGGCCCUAGUUCUUUCUUUCUUUCUGUAGGGCCCGAGCGUAGCUGCUAAGCAGCUGCGAGAGCCCUGUUGUUAGGGCCCGAGCGUAGCUGCUAAGCAGCUGCGAGAGCCCUGUUGUUCCUGAUAGAUUCUUCUUAGGGCCCGAGCGUAGCUGCUAAGCAGCUGCGAGAGCCCUAUUAUUCCUGAUGGAUUCUUCUUUCUUCUUCUUCUUAUUAUUUUUCUGCCCCUUUGAACUGGAAAAUGGCCCACUUCCCACUGGUGAAAAGUCAUGAAAUUUGGCAGGACGACCGGGCCUGGUGAAAAAUUCGAUAUUCUGAAGUCGCCCAAAAAAUCAAAUGCAAAAUGGCUCCAUAGCGCCCCCUAAGGUGAAAAAUUCACAUGAUUGAGUGUCACGCCUGUACGCUUUGUCAAAAUGACACAAAAUUUGACACACACGUGUAUCUCAAUAAGAUCUACAAAAAAGUCAGUGCGGGCGUAUCUGUCAAAUGUACCGUUAAAGGGCUAUUUCGCAUUUUUUGCCGAUCCGCACACAUUGGAAUUUCGCUAACUCCUCCGAAGGCUUUCGUUCCACCGGCACCAAAUUUGCUCAGGCCAAUCUACACCCCAUGGCCAUUAAAAGUUGUACAAAUCAUGACGCUGCAUCCCACGGUUUACGUUCUAGGGGGCGCCAAAGAUAACCCAGAAAUCCACAUUCUUAAAAGUCGUAUAACUUUUUAUUUUUGUCCUCACUGGCCUCCAAGUUUUCUAGGAUGAUGCAAUGUCCAGCCAUCAACACAUUUGUGAAGGAAUUUUUACUCCCCAAAAGAGCGCCCCCCCAUGGCAGGAGAAAAAAGUCCAUUUUUUCUUGUCUCCUAAGGCGAAAAUUCACACUAUUGACUGUCACGCCUUUACGCUUUGUCAUAUUGACACAAAAAUUGACACACACAUGUAUCUCAAUAAGAUCUACAAAAAAGUCAGUGCGGGCGUAUCUGUCAAAUGUACGGUGAAAGGGCUAUUUCGCAUUUUUUGCCGAUCCGCACACAUUGGAAUUUCCCUAACUCCUCCGAAGGCUUUCGUUCCAAAGGCACCACAUUUGCUGAGGCCAAUCUACACCCCAUGGCCAUUAAAAGUUGUACAAAUCAUGACGCUGCACCCCACGGUUUACGUUCUAGGGGGCGCCAAAGAUAACCCAAAAAUCCACAGUCUUAAAAGUCUUAUAACUUUUUAUUUUUGUCCUCACUGGCCUCCAAGUUCUCUAGGAUGAUGCAAUGUCCAGCCAUCAACACAUUUGUGAAGGAAUUUUUACUCGCCAAAAGAGCGCCCCCCAUGGCAGGAGAAAAAAGUCCAUUUUUUCUUGUCUCCUAAGGCGAAAAUACACAUUGUUGACUGUCACGCCUUUACGCUUUGUCAAAAUGACACAAAAUUUGACACACACAUGUAUCUCAAUAAGAUCUACAAAAAAGUCAGUGCGGGCGUAUCUGUCAAAUGUACGGUUAAAGGGUUAUUUCGCAUUUUUUGCCGAUCCGCACACAUUGAAAUUUCGCUAACUCCUCCGAAGGCUUUCGUUCCACCGGCACCACAUUUGCUCAGGCCAAUCUACACCCCAUGGCCAUUAAAAGUUGUACAAAUCAUGACGCUGCAUCCCACGGUUUACGUUCUAGGGGGCGCCAAAGAUAACCCAGAAAUCCACAUUCUUAAAAGUCGUAUAACUUUUUAUUUUUGUCCUCACUGGCCUCCAAGUUUUCUAGGAUGAUGCAAUGUCCAGCCAUCAACACAUUUGUGAAGGAAUUUUUACUCCCCAAAAGAGCGCCCCCCCAUGGCAGGAGAAAAAAGUCCAUUUUUUCUUGUCUCCUAAGGCGAAAAUUCACACUAUUGACUGUCACGCCUUUGCGCUUUGUCAUAUUGACACAAAAAUUGACACACACAUGUAUCUCAAUAAGAUCUACAAAAAAGUCAGUGCGGGCGUAUCUGUCAAAUGUACGGUGAAAGGGCUAUUUCGCAUUUUUUGCCGAUCCGCACACAUUGGAAUUUCCCUAACUCCUCCGAAGGCUUUCGUUCCAAAGGCACCACAUUUGCUGAGGCCAAUCUACACCCCAUGGCCAUUAAAAGUUGUACAAAUCAUGACGCUGCACCCCACGGUUUACGUUCUAGGGGGCGCCAAAGAUAACCCAAAAAUCCACAGUCUUAAAAGUCUUAUAACUUUUUAUUUUUGUCCUCACUGGCCUCCAAGUUCUCUAGGAUGAUGCAAUGUCCAGCCAUCAACACAUUUGUGAAGGAAUUUUUACUCGCCAAAAGAGCGCCCCCCCCAUGGCAGGAGAAAAAAGUCAAUUUUUUCUUGUCUCCUAAGGCGAAAAUACACAUUGUUGACUGUCACGCCUUUACGCUUUGUCAAAAUGACACAAAAUUUGACACACACAUGUAUCUCAAUAAGAUCUACAAAAAAGUCAGUGCGGGCGUAUCUGUCAAAUGUACGGUUAAAGGGUUUUUUCGCAUUUUUUGCCGAUCCGCACACAUUGGAAUUUCGCUAACUCCUCCUAAAUCUUUUGUCCCAUCGGCUUCAAAUUUGCUCAGGUCAAUCUACACCCCAUGGCCAUUCAAAGUUGUACAAAUCAUGACGCUGCACCCCACAGUUUACGUUCUAGGGGGCGCCAAAGAGGACCCAAAUAUCCACAUUUUUAAAAGUCUUAUAACUUUUUAUUUUUGUCCUCACUGGCCUCCAAGUUUUCUAGGAUGAUGCAAUGUCCAGCCAUCAACACAUUUGUGAAGGAAUUUUUCUCCCCAAAAGAGCGCCCCCCCAUGGCAGGAGAAAAAGUCAAGUUUUUCCUGCCCAUCGCUCAAUGGCUCAAACGCAUCGCUCUCUCUGCAAAACCGAAAGGAGGAGCAACUUGCCAUUUGGAUAUAUACUAGCUGUGUUUGUGCCCUCACUCAUGGUCCAGACUUUUUUCAAAUAGGACAUGUAGUUUGUCUGCAGCGAGCGUUUUGGUAGAAACUGCGCCUCCCAUUCAUUAUAAUGGGAAAUGACCACAGACAAGUGCGCACACCAUCUUUGGACCUUGAGUGUGACGCGAUCGGGAGGGGGAGGCGGUCGCGCUGGGGGCGGCGCGCGGCGGCUCGGGCCCGACAGUGCCCCACCGGGGCCCUAGUUUCUUAUUAGGGCCCGAGCCAGCUGCAGAGCAGCCGGGCGUAGAGCCCUAUUAUUCCUGUAUAGGUUUUUCUUUCUUCUUUCUUUCUUUCUUUCUUUCUUUCUUUAGGGCCCGAGCGUAGCUGCUAAGCAGCUGCGAGAGCCCUAUUAUUCCUGAUGGAUUCUUCUUUCUUCUUCUUCUUCUUAUUUUUCUGCCCCUUUGAACUGGAAAAUGGCCCACUUCCCACUGGUGAAAAGUCAUGAAAUUUGGCAGGACGACCGGGCCUGGUGAAAAAUUCGAUAUUCUGAAGUCGCCCAAAAAAUCAAAUGCAAAAUGGCUCCAUAGCGCCCCCUAAGGUGAAAAAUUCACAUGAUUGAGUGUCACGCCUGUACGCUUUGUCAAAAUGACACAAAAUUUGACACACACGUGUAUCUCAAUAAGAUCUACAAAAAAGUCAGUGCGGGCGUAUCUGUCAAAUGUACGGUUAAAGGGCUAUUUCGCAUUUUUUGCCGAUCCGCACACAUUGGAAUUUCGCUAACUCCUCCGAAGGCUUUCGUUCCACCGGCACCACAUUUGCUCAGGCCAAUCUACACCCCAUGGCCAUUAAAAGUUGUACAAAUCAUGACGCUGCAUCCCACGGUUUACGUUCUAGGGGGCGCCAAAGAUAACCCAGAAAUCCACAUUCUUAAAAGUCGUAUAACUUUUUAUUUUUGUCCUCACUGGCCUCCAAGUUUUCUAGGAUGAUGCAAUGUCCAGCCAUCAACACAUUUGUGAAGGAAUUUUUACUCCCCAAAAGAGCGCCCCCCCAUGGCAGGAGAAAAAAGUCCAUUUUUUCUUGUCUCCUAAGGCGAAAAUUCACACUAUUGACUGUCACGCCUUUACGCUUUGUCAUAUUGACACAAAAAUUGACACACACAUGUAUCUCAAUAAGAUCUACAAAAAAGUCAGCGCGGGCGUAUCUGUCAAAUGUACGGUGAAAGGGCUAUUUCGCAUUUUUUGCCGAUCCGCACACAUUGGAAUUUCGCUAACUCCUCCGAAGGCUUUCGUUCCAAAGGCACCACAUUUGCUGAGGCCAAUCUACACCCCAUGGCCAUUAAAAGUUGUACAAAUCAUGACGCUGCACCCCACGGUUUACGUUCUAGGGGGCGCCAAAGAUAACCCAAAAAUCCACAGUCUUAAAAGUCUUAUAACUUUUUAUUUUUGUCCUCACUGGCCUCCAAGUUCUCUAGGAUGAUGCAAUGUCCAGCCAUCAACACAUUUGUGAAGGAAUUUUUACUCGCCAAAAGAGCGCCCCCCCCAUGGCAGGAGAAAAAAGUCCAUUUUUUCUUGUCUCCUAAGGCGAAAAUACACAUUGUUGACUGUCACGCCUUUACGCUUUGUCAAAAUGACACAAAAUUUGACACACACAUGUAUCUCAAAAGGAUCUACAAAAAAGUCAGUGUGGGCGUAUCUGUCAAAUGUACGGUUAAAGGGUUAUUUCGCAUUUUUUGCCGAUCCGCACACAUUGGAAUUUCGCUAACUCCUCCUAAAUCUUUUGUCCCAUCGGCUUCAAAUUUCCUCAGGUCAAUCUACACCCCAUGGCCAUUAAAAGUUAUUCAAAUCAUGAUGCUGCACCCCACGGUUUAGGUUCUAGGGGGCGCCAAAGAUAACCCUAAAAUCCACAUAUUUAAAAGUCUUAUAACUUUUUAUUUUUGUCCUCACUGGCCUCCAAGUUUUCUAGGAUGAUGCAAUGUCCAGCCAUCAACACAUUUGUGAAGGAAUUUUUCUCCCCAAAAGAGCGCCCCCCCAUGGCAGGAGAAAAGUCAUUUUUCUUGUCCCAUAAGGUGAAAAAACACAUUGUUGACUGUCAUACCUGUACGCUUUGUCAUAUUGACACAAAAUUUGACAAUCACAUGUAUCUCAAUAAGAUCUACGAAAAAGUCAAUGCGCGCGUAUCUGUAAAAUGUACGGUUAAAGGGCUAUUUUGCAUUUUUUGCCGAUUCGCACACAUUGGAAUGUGGCUAACUCCUCCUAAGGCUUUCGUCCCACUGACACCAAAUUUGCUCAGGCCAAUCUACACCCCAUGGCCAUUCAAAGUUGUAAAAAUCAUGACGCUGCACCCCACGGUUUACGUUCUAGGGGGCGCCAAAGAUGACCCAAAUAUCCACAUUCUUAAAAGAAUCCACAUCCCCCCCCCCCCCCCAUCCCCCAACCCCCAUGGCAGGAGAAACAGUCAAGUUUUUCCUGCCCAUCACUCAAUGGCUCAAUCGCAUCACUCUCCCGGCAACACCGUAACAAGGAGCAACUUGCCGUUUGGAUAUAUCCUAGCUGUGUUUGUGCCCUCACUCAUGGUCCAGACUUUUUUCAAAUAGGACAUGUAGUUUGUCUGCAGCGAGUGUUUUGGUAGAAACUGCGCCUCCCAUUCAUUAUAAUGGGAAAUGACCACAGACAAGUGCGCACACCAUCUUUGGACCUUGAGUGUGACGCGAUCGGGAGGGGGAGGCGGUCGCGCUGGGGGCGGCGCAACGCGGCUCGGGCCCGACAGUGCCCCACCGGGGCCCUAGUUCUUUCUUUCUUUCUUUCUUCUUAUUUUUCCUCCCCUUUGAAGGGGAAAAUGGCCCACUUCCCACUGGCGAAAACUCAGGACAUUUGGCAGGACAACCGGGCCUGGUGAAAAAUUCGAUAUUCUGAAGUCGCCCAAACAAUAAAAUGCAAAAUGGCUCCAUAGCGCCCCCUAAGGUGAAAAUUCACACUAUUGACUGUCACGCCUGUACGCUUUGUCAUUUUGACACAAAAAUUGACACACACGUGUAUCUCAAUACGGUCUACGAAAAAGUCAGCGCGGGCGCAUCUGUGAAAUGUACGGUUAGAGGGUUAUUUCGCAUUUUUUGCCGAUCUGCACACAUUGGAAUUUCGCUAACUCCUCCGAAGGCAUUCGUUCCACCGGCACCACAUUUGCUCAGGCCAAUCUACACCCCAUGGCCAUUAAAAGUUGUACAAAUCAUGACGCUGCACCCCACGGUUUACGUUCUAGGGGGCGCCAAAGAUAACCCAAAAAUCCACAGUCUUAAAAGUCUUAUAACUUUUUAUUUUUGUCCUCACUGGCCUCCAAGUUCUCUAGGAUGAUGCAAUGUCCAGCCAUCAACACAUUUGUGAAGGAAUUUUUACUAGCCAAAAGAGCGCCCCCCCAUGGCAGGAGAAAAAAGUCAGUUUUUUCUUGUCUCCUAAGGCGAAAAUACACAUUGUUGACUGUCACGCCUUUACGCUUUGUCAAAAUGACACAAAAUUUGACACACACAUGUAUCUCAAUAAGAUCUACGAAAAAGUCAAUGCGAGCGUAUCUGUUCAAUGUACGGUUAAAGGGUUAUUUUGCAUUUUUUCCCGAUCCGCACACAUUGGAAUUUCGCUAACUCCUCCGAAGGCUUUAAUUCCACCGCCACCAAAUUUGCUCAGGCCAAUCUACACCCCAUGGCCAUUAAAAGUUGUACAAAUCAUGACGCUGCACUCCACGGUUUAGGUUCUAGGGGGCGCCAAAGAUAACCCAAAAAUCCACAUUCUUAAUAGUCUUAUAACUUUUUAUUUUUGUCCUCACUGGCCUCCAAGUUUUCUAGGAUGAUGCAAUGUCCAGCCAUCAACACAAUUGUAAAGGAAUUUUUACUCCCGAAAAGAGCGCCCCCCCAUGGCAGGAGAAAAAAGUCCAUUUUUUCUUGUCCCCUAAGGUGACAAAACACAUUGUUGACUGUCACGCCUAUACGCUUUGUCAAAAUGACACAAAAUUUGACACACACGUGUAUCUCAAUAAGAUCUACGAAAAAGUCAAUGGGCACGUAUCUGUAAAAUGUACGGUUAAAGGGCUAUUUCGCAUUUUUUGCCGAUUCGCACACAUUGGAAUGUGGCUAACUCCUCCUAAGGCUUUCUUCCCACCGACACCAAAUUUGCUCAAGCCGAUCUACAUCCCAUGGCCAUUCAAAGUUGUAAAAAUCAUGCCGCUGCACCCCAUGGUUUACGUUCUAGGGGGCGCCAAAGAUGACCCAAAUAUCCACAUUCUUAAAAGAAUCCACAUCCCCCCCCCAAGGCAGGAGAAAAAGUCCAGUUAACCCUGCCCAUCGCUCAAUGGCUCAAUCGCAUCGCUCUCCCGGCAACACCGUAAGGAGGAGCAACUUGCCAUUUGGAUAUAUCCUAGCUGUGUUUGUGCCCUCACUCAUGGUCCAGACUUUUUUCAAAUAGGACAUGUAGUUUGUCUGCAGCGACCGUUUUGGUAGAAACUGCGCCUCCCAUUCAUUAUAAUGGGAAAUGACCACAGACAAGUGCGCACACCAUCUUUGGACCUUGAGUGUGAUGCAAUCGGGAGGGGGAGGCGGUCACGCUGGGGGCGGCGCGACGCGGCUCGGGCCCGAAAGUGCCCCACCGGGGCCCUAGUUCUUAUUAUUUUUCUGCCACUUUGAACUGGAAAAUGGCCCACUUCCCAAUGGUGAAAACUCAUGAAAUUUGGCAGGACGACCGGGCCUGGUGAAAAAUUCGAUAUUCUGAAGUCGCCCAAACAAUCAAAUGCAAAAUGGCUCCAUAGCGCCCCCUAAUGUGAAAAAUUCACAUGAUUGAGUGUCACGCCUGUACGCUUUGUCAAAAUGACACAAAAUUUGACACACACGUGUAUCUCAAUAAGAUCUACAAAAAAGUCAGCGCAGGCGUAUCUGUCAAAUGUACGGUUAAAGGGCUAUUUCGCAUUUUUUGCCGAUCCGCACACAUUGGAAUUUCGCUAACUCCUCCGAAGGCUUUCGUUCCACCGGCACCACAUUUGCUCAGGCCAAUCUACACCCCAUGGCCAUUAAAAGUUGUACAAAUCAUGAUGCUGCACCCCACGGUUUACGUUCUAGGGGGCGCCAAAGAUAACCCAAAAAUCCACAGUCUUAAAAGUCUUAUAACUUUUUAUUUUUGUCCUCACUGGCCUCCAAGUUUUCUAGGAUGAUGCAAUGUCCAGCCAUCAACACAUUUGUGAAGGAAUUUUUACUCCCGAAAAGAGCGCCCCCCAUGGCAGGAGAAAAAAGUCCAUUUUUUCUUGUCCCCUAAGGUGAAAAAACACAUUGUUGACUGUCACGCCUAUACGCUUUGUCAUAUUGACCCAAAAUUUGACACACACGUGUAUCUCAAUAAGAUCUACGAAAAAGUCCAUGGGCACGUAUCUGUAAAAUGUACGGUUAAAGGGUUAUUUCGCCUUUUUUCCUGAUCCGCACACAUUGGAAUUUCGCUAACUCCUCCGAAGGCUUUAGUUCCACCGCCACCACAUUUGCUCAGGCCAAUCUACACCCCAUGGCCAUUAAAAGUUGUACAAAUCAUGACGCUGCACUCCACGGUUUAGGUUCUAGGGGGCGCCAAAGAUAACCCAAAAAUCCACAUUCUUAAUAGUCUUAUAACUUUUUAUUUUUGUCCUCACUGGCCUCCAAGUUCUCUAGGAUGAUGCAAUGUCCAGCCAUCAACACAUUUGUAACGGAAUUUUUACUCCCGAAAAGAGCGCCCCCCCAUGGCAGGAGAAAAAAGUCCAUUUUUUCUUGUCCCCUAAGGUGAAAAACCACAUUGUUGACUGUCACGCCUAUACGCUUUGUCAAAAUGACACAAAAUUUGACACACACGUGUAUCUCAAUAAGAUCUACGAAAAAGUCGAUGGGCACGUAUCUGUAAAAUGUACGGUUAAAGGGCUAUUUCGCAUUUUUUGCCGAUUCGCCCACAUUGGAAUGUGGCUAACUCCUCCUAAGGCUUUCGUCCCACCAGCACCAAAUUUGCUCAAGCCGAUCUACAUCCCAUGGCCAUUCAAAGUUGUAAAAAUCAUGACGCUGCACCCCACGGUUUAGGUUCUAGGGGGCGCCAAAGAUGACCCAAAUAUCCACAUUCUUAAAAGAAUCCACAUCCCCCCCCCAAGGCAGGAGAAAAAGUCCAGUUAACCCUGCCCAUCGCUCAAUGGCUCAAUCGCAUCGCUCUCCCGGCAACACCGUAAGGAGGAGCAACUUGCCAUUUGGAUAUAUCCUAGCUGUGUUUGUGCCCUCACUCAUGGUCCAGACUUUUUUCAAAUAGGACAUGUAGUUUGUCUGCAGCGACCGUUUUGGUAGAAACUGCGCCUCCCAUUCAUUAUAAUGGGAAAUGACCACAGACAAGUGCGCACACCAUCUUUGGACCUUGAGUGUGAUGCAAUCGGGAGGGGGAGGCGGUCGCGCUGGGGGCGGCGCGACGCGGCUCGGGCCCGAAAGUGCCCCACCGGGGCCCUAGUUAGGGCCCGAGCCAGCUGCAGAGCAGCCGGGCGUAGGCCCUAUUAUUCCCCAAGUGGUUUUUCUUUGUUUCUUUCUUUAGGGCCCGAGCGUAGCUGCUAAGCAGCUGCGAGAGCCCUCUUGUUCCUGAUGGAUUCUUCUUUUGUUAUUAUUAUUAUUAGGGCCCGAGCGUAGCUGCUAAGCAGCUGCGAGAGCCCUCUUGUUCCUGAUGGAUUCUUCUUUCGUUAUUUUUCCUCCGCUUUAAACUGGAAAAUGGCCCACUUCCCACUGGCGAAAACUCAGGAAAUUUGGCAGGACGACCUGGCCUGGUGAAAAAUUUGAUAUUCUGAAGUCGCCCAAACAAAAAAAUGAAAAAUUGCUCCAUAGCGCCCCCUAUGGUGAAAACUCACCUGACGCCUGUACGCUUUGUCAAAAUGACACAAAAUUUGACACACAUGUGUAUCUCAAUAAGAUCUACAAAAAAGUCAGUGCGGGCGUAUCUGUCAAAUGUACGGUUAAAGGGCUAUUUCGCAUUUUUUGCCGAUCCGCACACAUUGGAAUUUCGCUAACUCCUCCGAAGGCUUUCGUUCCACCGGCACCAAAUUUGCUCAGGCCAAUCUACACCCCAUGGCCAUUAAAAGUUGUACAAAUCAUGACGCUGCACCCCACGGUUUAUGUUCUAGGGGGCGCCAAAGAUAACCCAAAAAUCCACAUUCUUAAAAGUCUUAUAACUUUUUAUUUUUGUCCUCACUGGCCUCCAAGUUUUCUAGGAUGAUGCUAUGUCCAGCCAUCAACACAUGUGUGAAGGAAUUUUUACUCCCCAAAAGAGCGCCCCCCCAUGGCAGGAGAAAAAAGUCAAGUUUUUCUUGUCCCCUAACAUGAAAAUACACAUUGUUGAGUGUCACGCCUAAACGCUUUGUCAUAUUGACACAAAAAUUGACACACACAUGUAUCUCAAUAAGAUCUACGAAAAAGUCAAAGAGCGCGUAUCUGUAUAAUGUACGGUUAAAGGUUUAUUUCGCAUUUUUUGCCGAUCCGCACACAUUGGAAUUUCGCUAACUCCUCCGAAGGCUUUCGUUCCACCGGCACCAAAUUUGCUCAGGCCAAUCUACACCCCAUGGCCAUUAAAAGUUGUAAAAAUCAUGACGCUGCACCCCACGGUUUAGGUUCUAGGGGGCGCCAAAGAUAACCCUAAAAUCCACAUAUUUAAAAGUCUUAUAACUUUUUAUUUUUGUCCUCACUGGCCUCCAAGUUUUCUAGGAUGAUGCAAUGUCCAGCCAUCAACACAUUUGUGAAGGAAUUUUUACUCCCCAAAAGAGCGCCCCCCCAUGGCAGGAGAAAAAAGUCAAUUUUUUCUUGUCCCCUAAGGUGAAAAUACACAUUGUUGAGUGUCACGCCUGAACUCUUUGUCAUAUUGACACAAAAAUUGACAAUCAUGUGUAUCUCAAUUAGAUCUACGAAAAAGUCAAAGAGCGCGUAUCUGUAUAAUGUACGGUAAAAGGGCUAUUUUGCAUUUUUUGCCGAUUCGCACACAUUGGAAUUUCGCUAACUCCUCCGAAGGCUUUCGUCCCACUGACACCAUAGUUGCUCAGGCCAAUCUACAACCCAUGGCCAUUCAAAGUUGUACAAAUCAUGACGCUGCACCCCACGGUUUAGGUUCUAGGGGGCGCCAAAGAUAACCCAAAAAUCCACAGUCUUAAAAGUCUUAUAACUUUUUAUUUUUGUCCUCACUGGCCUCCAAGUUCUCUAGGAUGAUGCAAUGUCCAGCCAUCAACACAUUUGUGAAGGAAUUUUUACUCCCCAAAAGAGCGUCCCCCCAUGGCAGGAGAAAAAAGUCAAUUUUUUCUUGUCCCCCAAGGCGACAAUACACAUUGUUGAAUGUCACGCCUGUACGCUUUGUCAUAUUGACACAAAAUUUGACAAUCACGUGCAUCUCAAUAAGAUCUACGAAAAAGUCAAUGCGCGCGUAUCUGUAAAAUGUACGGUUAAAGGGCUUUUUCGCAUUUUUUGCAGAUUCGCACACAUUGGAAUGUGGCUUAGUCCUCCUAAGGCUUUCGUCCCACUGACACCAAAUUUGCUCAGGCCAAUCUACACCCCAUGGCCAUUCAAAGUUGUAAAAAUCAUGACGCUGCACCCCACGGUCUACGUUCUAGGGGGCGCCAAAGAGGACCCAAACAUCCACAUUUUUAAAAGUCUUAUAACUUUUUAUUUUUGUGCUCACUGGCCUCCAAGUUUUCUAGGAUGAUGCAAUGUCCAGCCAUCAACACAUUUGUGAAGGAAUUUUUACUCCCCAAAAGAGCGCCCCCCCAUGGCAGGAGAAAAAGUCAAGUUUUUCCUGCCCAUCGCUCAAUGGCUCAAACGCAUCGCUCUCUCGGCAAAACCGAAAGGAGGAGCAACUUGCCAUUUCGAUAUAUACUAGCUGUGUUUGUGCCCUCACUCAUGGUCCAGCCUUUUUUCAAAAAGGACAUGGAGUUUGUCUGCAGCGAGCGUUUUGGUAGAAACUGCGCCUCCCAUUCAUUAUAAUAGUAAAUGACCACAGACAAGUGCGCACACCAUCUUUGGACCUUGAGUGUGACGCGAUCGGGAGGGGUAGGCGGUCGCACUGGGGGCGGCGCGACAUGGCUCGGGCCCGCCAGUGCCCCACCGGGGCCCUAGUUAUUAUUUUUCCUCCGCUUUAAACUGGAAAAUGGCCCACUUCCCACUGGCGAAAACUCAUGAAAUUUGGCAGGACGACCGGGCCUGGUGAAAAAUUCGAUAUUCUGAAGUCGCCCAAACAAUAAAAUGCAAAAUGGCUCCAUAGCGCCCCCUAAGGUGGAAAUUCACACUAUUGACUGUCACGUCUGUACGUUUUGUCAUAUUGACACAAAAAUUGACACACAUAUGUAUCUCAAUAAGAUCUACAAAAAAGUCAGUGCGGGCGUAUCUGUCAAAUGUACGGUUAAAGGGUUAUUUCGCAUUUUUUGCCGAUCCGCACACAUUGGAAUUUCGCUAACUCCUCCGAAGGCUUUCGUUCCACCGGCACCACAUUUGCUCAGGCCAGUCUACACCCCAUGGCCAUUAAAAGUUGUACAAAUCAUGACGCUGCACCCCACGGUUUAGGUUCUAGGGGGCGCCAAAGAUAACCCAAAAAUCCACAUUCUUAAAAGUCUUAUAACUUUUUAUUUUUGUCCUCACUGCCCUCCAAGUUUUCUAGGAUGAUGCAAUGUCCAGCCAUCAACACAUUUGUGAAGGAAUUUUUACUCCCCAAAAGAGCGCCCCCCCAUGGCAGGAGAAAAAGUCAAUUUUUUCUUGUCCCCUUACAUGAAAAUACACAUUGUUGAGUGUCACGCCUGAACGCUUUGUCAUAUUGACACAAAAAUUGACAAUCAUGUGUAUCUCAAUUAGAUCUACGAAAAAGUCACAGAGCACGUAUCUGUAUAAUGUACGGUUAAAGGGCUAUUUCGCAUUUUUUGCCGAUUCGCACACAUUGGAAUGUGGCUAUCUCCUCCUAAGGCUUUCGUCCCACUGAUACCAAAUUUGCUCAGGGCAAUCUACACCCCAUGCCCAUUCAAAGUUGUAAAAACCAUGAUGCUGCACCCCACGGUUUACGUUCUAGGGGGCGCCAAAGAUGACCCAAAAAUCCACAUUCUUAAAAGUCAUUUUGGCCACUGCAGGAGUACAGAGUACUGCAGUUCUAGGGGGCGCCAAAGAUGACCCAAAAAUCCACAUUCUUAAAAGUCUUUUUGGCCACUGCAGGAGUACAGAGUACUGCAGGAUACACACACAUAUACACACACGCCAACACACACACACACACACACACACACACACACACACACACACACACACACACACACACACUCAGAGUCUGUUUUUUAGCACCUGCAAAAACAUGCUGUUUACAUAUUUGACAAGAAUGCAGAGGCUUCCUUUUGCCCCUGAAAAAAAUCAAAUUUCAAACACAACUUGACUGUUCAUUUCUCCAAAAGACAACCAUGAAGCUCCAUCCAAACCUGAAGCAGAUAGUUGGUGCAUGUGUACAGUAACCUGAGGGGAGUGAGGUGACUAUUUCUGAGGAGAACAUGAGCAGUGAAGAUUCACCUUGGAGCUAGAACAGGGACGUGCACAUGAUUAUACAGGGGCAGGGGCUCAAGUUUUUUCCAGUCAUUUAUACAAUAUGGAAAUUAAUGUGAAAUUAAAAAACAAAGUAUUAAUAGAAAGGUUAUGACUGUCCUGUGUAGAUGACAGUGAUAUCCAAUAGGCUAGGCACUCACGAGUCUGGCUGUGGCAAGUGUAAGUGAAAGCAACACGCACUGGCAGGAAGAACAGCAAACGCCGAUGAAGGAAAGGGUCUUUGCAGUGAUGGGCGUUACCAGAGAGGACGAUGGCCAGAGGACGCGAAUGGGACGGGGAGGCAGCGCGUUGGGGGGGGCAGCGCGACACGGCUCGGGCCCGCCAGUGCCCCAACGGGGCCCUAGUUCUUUCUUUCUUUCUUUCUUUCUUCUUUUUCCUCCCCUUUGAACUGGAAAAUGGCCCACUUCCCACUGGCGAAAACUCAUGAAAUUUGGCAGGACGACCGGGCCUGGUGAAAAAUUCGAUAUUCUGAAGUCGCCCAAACAAUAAAAUGCAAAAUGGCUCCAUAGCGCCCCCUAAGGUGGAAAUUCACACUAUUGACUGUCACGCCUGUACGCUUUGUCAUAUUGACACAAAAAUUGACACACAUAUGUAUCUCAAUAAGAUCUACAAAAAAGUCAGUGCGGCCGUAUCUGUCAAAAUUACGGUUAAAGGGUUAUUUCGCAUUUUUUGCCGAUCCGCACACAUUGGAAUUUCGCUAACUCCUCCGAAGGCUUUCGUUCCACCGGCACCACAUUUGCUCAGGCCAAUCUACACCCCAUGGCCAUUAAAAGUUAUCAAAAUCAUGACGCUGCACCCCAAGGUUUAGGUUCUAGGGGGCGCCAAAGAUAACACUAAAAUCCACAUAUUUAAAAGUCUUAUAACUUUUUAUUUUUGUCCUCACUGGCCUCCAAGUUUUCUAGGAUGAUGCAAUGUCCAGCCAUCAACACAUUUGUGAAGGAAUUUUUACUCCCCAAAAGAGCGCCCCCCCCCCAUGGCAGGAGAAAAAAGUCCAUUUUUUCUUGUCCCCUAAGGUGAAAAUACACAUUGUUGAGUGUCACGCCUAUACGCUUUGUCAAAAUGACACAAAAAUUGACACACACAUGUAACUCAAUAAGAUCUACAAAAAAGUCCAUGCGCGCGUAUCUGUCAAAUGUACAGUUAAAGGGUUAUUCCGCAUUUUUUGCCGAUACGCACACAUUGGAAUUUCGCUAACUCCUCCGAAGGCUUUCGUUCCACCGGCACCACAUUUGCUCAGGCCAAUCUACACCCCAUGGCCAUUAAAAGUUGUACAAAUCAUGACGCUGCACCCCACGGUUUACGUUCUAGGGGGCGCCAAAGAUAACCCAAAAAUCCACAGUCUUAAAAGUCUUAUAACUUUUUAUUUUUGUCCUCACUGGCCUCCAAGUUUUCUAGGAUGAUGCAAUGUCCAGCCAUCAACACAUUUGUGAAGGAAUUUUUACUCCCCAAAAGAGCGCCCCCCCAUGGUAGGAGAAAAAAGUCAAUUUUUUCUUGUCCCCUUACAUAAAAAUACACAUUGUUGAGUGUCACGCCUGAACGCUUUGUCAUAUUGACACAAAAAUUGACAAUCAUGUGUAUCUCAAUUAGAUCUACGAAAAAGUCAAAGAGCGCGUAUCUGUAUAAUGUACGGUUAAAGGGCUAUUUUGCAUUUUUUGCCGAUUCGCACACAUUGGAAUGUGGCUAUCUCCUCCUAAGGCUUUCGUCCCACCGAUACCAAAUUUGCUCAGGGCAAUCUACACCCCAUGCCCAUUCAAAGUUGUAAAAAUCAUGACGCUGCACCCCACGGUUUACGUUCUAGGGGGCGCCAAAGAUGACCCAAAAAUCCACAUUCUUAAAAGUCAUUUUGGCCACUGCAGGAGUACAGAGUACUGCAGUUCUAGGGGGCGCCAAAGAUGACCCAAAAAUCCACAUUCUUAAAAGUCUUUUUGGCCACUGCAGGAGUACAGAGUACUGCAGGAUACACACACAUAUACACACACGCCAACAUACACACACACACACACACACACACACACACACACACAGACACACACACACACUCAGAGUCUGUUUUUUAGCACCUGCAAAAACAUGCUGUUUACAUAUUUGACAAGAAUGCAGAGGCUUCCUUUUGCCCCUGAAAAAAAUCAAAUUUCAAACACAACUUGACUGUUCAUUUCUCCAAAAGACAACCAUGAAGCUCCAUUUCAAACCUGAAGCAGAUAGUUGGUGCAUGUGUACAGUAACCUGAGGGGAGUGAGGUGACUAUUUCUGAGGAGAACAUGAGCAGUGAAGAUUCACCUUGGAGCUAGAACAGAGACAUGCACAUGAUUAUACAGGGGCAGGGGCUCAAGUUUUUUCCAGUCGUUUAUACAAUAUGGAAAUUAAUGUGAAAUUAAAACACAAAGUAUUAAUAGAAAGGUAAUGACUGUCCUGUGUAGGUGACAGUGAUAUCCAAUAGGCUAGGCACUCACGAGGCUGGCUGUGGCAAGUGUAAGUGAAAGCAACACGCACUGGCAGGAAGAACAGCAAACGCCGAUGAAGGAAAAGGGUCUUUGCAGUGAUGGGCGUUACCAGAGAGGGCGAUGGCCAGACGACACAAAUGGGACGGGAAGGCAGCACGUUGGGGGGGGGGGGGGGGGGGGACGCGACACGGCUCGGGCCCGCCAGUGCCCCAACGGGGUCCUAGUUCUUAUUAUUUUUCUGCCACUUUGAACUGGAAAAUGGCCCACUUCCCAAUGGUGAAAACUCAUGAAAUUUGGCAGGACGACCGGGCCUGGUGAAAAAUUCGAUAUUCUGAAGUCGCCCAAACAAUCAAAUGCAAAAUGGCUCCAUAGCGCCCCCUAAUGUGAAAAAUUAACAUGAUUGAGUGUCACGCCUGUACGCUUUGUCAAAAUGACACAAAAUUUGACACACACGUGUAUCUCAAUAAGAUCUACAAAAAAGUCAGCGCAGGCGUAUCUGUCAAAUGUACGGUUAAAGGGCUAUUUCGCAUUUUUUGCCGAUCCGCACACAUUGGAAUUUCGCUAACUCCUCCGAAGGCUUUCGUUCCACCGGCACCACAUUUGCUCAGGCCAAUCUACACCCCAUGGCCAUUAAAAGUUGUACAAAUCAUGAUGCUGCACCCCACGGUUUACGUUCUAGGGGGCGCCAAAGAUAACCCAAAAAUCCACAGUCUUAAAAGUCUUAUAACUUUUUAUUUUUGUCCUCACUGGCCUCCAAGUUUUCUAGGAUGAUGCAAUGUCCAGCCAUCAACACAUUUGUGAAGGAAUUUUUACUCCCGAAAAGAGCGCCCCCCCCAUGGCAGGAGAAAAAAGUCCAUUUUUUCUUGUCCCCUAAGGUGAAAAAACACAUUGUUGACUGUCACGCCUAUACGCUUUGUCAUAUUGACCCAAAAUUUGACACACACGUGUAUCUCAAUAAGAUCUACGAAAAAGUCCAUGGGCACGUAUCUGUAAAAUGUACGGUUAAAGGGUUAUUUCGCCUUUUUUCCUGAUCCGCACACAUUGGAAUUUCGCUAACUCCUCCGAAGGCUUUAGUUCCACCGCCACCACAUUUGCUCAGGCCAAUCUACACCCCAUGGCCAUUAAAAGUUGUACAAAUCAUGACGCUGCACUCCACGGUUUAGGUUCUAGGGGGCGCCAAAGAUAACCCAAAAAUCCACAUUCUUAAUAGUCUUAUAACUUUUUAUUUUUGUCCUCACUGGCCUCCAAGUUCUCUAGGAUGAUGCAAUGUCCAGCCAUCAACACAUUUGUAACGGAAUUUUUACUCCCGAAAAGAGCGCCCCCCCAUGGCAGGAGAAAAAAGUCCAUUUUUUCUUGUCCCCUAAGGUGAAAAACCACAUUGUUGACUGUCACGCCUAUACGCUUUGUCAAAAUGACACAAAAUUUGACACACACGUGUAUCUCAAUAAGAUCUACGAAAAAGUCGAUGGGCACGUAUCUGUAAAAUGUACGGUUAAAGGGCUAUUUCGCAUUUUUUGCCGAUUCGCCCACAUUGGAAUGUGGCUAACUCCUCCUAAGGCUUUCGUCCCACCAGCACCAAAUUUGCUCAAGCCGAUCUACAUCCCAUGGCCAUUCAAAGUUGUAAAAAUCAUGACGCUGUACCCCACGGUUUAGGUUCUAGGGGGCGCCAAAGAUAACCCUAAAAUCCACAUAUUUAAAAGUCUUAUAACUUUUUAGUUUUGUCCUCACUGGCCUCCAGGUUUUCUAGGAUGAUGCAAUGUCCAGCCAUCAACACAUUUGUGAAGGAAUUUUUACUCCCCAAAAGAGCGCCCCCCCCCCCAUGGCAGGAGAAAAAAGUCCAUUUUUUCUUGUCCACUAAGGUGAAAAUACACAUUGUUGAGUGCUACGCCUGUAUGUUUUGUCGUAUUGACACAAAAUUUUACAUACACGUGUAUUUCAAUAAGAUCUACGAAAAAGUCAAUGGGCACGUAUCUGUAAAAUGUACGGUUAAAGGGCAAUUUCGCAGUUUUUGGCGAUUUGCACACAUUAGAAUUUUGCUAACUCCUCUGAAGGCUUGAGUUCCACUGUCACCAAAGUUGCUCAGGCUAAUCUACACUCCAUGGCCAUUCAAAGUUGUACAAAUCAUGAUGCUGCACCCUAUGGUCUAUGUUCUAGUGGUCGCCAAAGAUAACCCAAUACUCACAUUCUUAAAAGUCGUCUUGGCCAGUGAGUGGCGCCAAUGGGAGCUCUCUAUGAAAUCUGAUGCUACAGAAAAAGUUAAAAGGCUCAAAUCUUUGCUAUAUUAGUGACUUUAUGUCUUAAAUGGGAAUUUCAAGGGUUAAAAAAUUAUUUUCAUUGAAACAUUUGCUAGUUUUGAACAGGGCAGAAGUUAAAUAUAAGACAUGUACAAAAGAUCUAAUUGAUCUCAGCUUUUACCUGUCCAAUUUAGGAAGAAUAAGUUUUAGCUUUAAGGCCUUUAACAACCAGAGGCCCUUACAUAAAGUUUUAGGGAAAUUUCAGUGAAGGCCUGGGUGUAUGUCUUGAAGUUGGUGUUUUAUUUUGUAUGAGUGUGACGCGAUCGGGAGGGGGAGGCGGUCGCGCUGGGGGCGGCGCAACGCGGCUCGGGCCAGACAGUGCCCCACCGGGGCCCUAGUCUUCUUCUUAUUAUUAUUAUUAGGGCCCGAGCCAGCUGCAGAGCAGCCGGGCGUAGAGCCCUAUUAUUCCUGUAUAGGUUUUUCUUUCUUCUUUCUUUCUUUCUUUCUUUAGGGCCCGAGCGUAGCUGCUAAGCAGCUGCGAGAGCCCUAUUAUUCCCCAAGUGGUUUUUCUUUGUUUCUUAGGGCCCGAGCGUAGCUGCUAAGCAGCUGCGAGAGCCCUCUUGUUCCUGAUGGAUUCUUCUUUCGUUAUUUUUCCUCCGCUUUAAACUGGAAAAUGGCCCACUUCCCACUGGCGAAAACUCAGGAAAUUUGGCAGGACGACCGGGCCUGGUGAAAAAUUUGAUAUUCUGAAGUCGUCCAAACAAAAAAACGAAAAAUGGCUCCAUAGCGCCCCCUAUGGUGAAAAGUCACCUGAUGCCUGUACGCUUUGUCAAAAUGACACAAAAUUUGACACACAUGUGUAUCUCAAUAAGAUCUACGAAAAAGUCAGUGCGGGCGUAUCUGUCAAAUGUACGGUUAAAGGGCUAUUUCGCAUUUUUUGCCGAUCCGCACACAUUGGAAUUUCGCUAACUCCUCCGAAGGCUUUCGUUCCUCCGGCACCAAAUUUGCUCAGGCCAAUCUACACCCCAUGGCCAUUCAAAGUUGUACAAAUCAUGACGCUGCACCCCACGGUUUACGUUCUAGGGGGCGCCAAAGAUAACCCAAAAAUCCACAUUCUUAAAAGUCUUAUAACUUUUUAUUUUUGUCCUCACUGGCCUCCAAGUUUUCUAGGAUGAUGCAAUGUCCAGCCAUCAACACAUUUGUGAAGGAAUUUUUACUCCCCAAAAGAGCGCCCCCCCCAUGGCAGGAGAAAAAAGUCCAUUUUUUCUUGUCUCCUAAGGUAAAAAUACACAUUGUUGAGUGUCACGCCUAUACACUUUGUCAUAUUGACACACAAUUUAACAAUCACGUGUAUCUCAAUAAGAUCUACAAAAAAGUCAAUAGGCACGUAUCUGUCAAAUGUACGGUUAAAGGGCUAUUUCGCAUUUUUUGCCGAUUCGCACACAUUGGAAUGUGGCUAUCUCCUCCUAAGGCUUUUGUCCCACCGAUACCAAAUUUGCUCAGGGCAAUCUACACCCCAUGCCCAUUCAAAGUUGUAAAAAUCAUGACGCUGCACCCCACGGUUUACGUUCUAGGGGGCGCCAAAAUGACCCAAAAAUCCACAUUCUUAAAAGUCAUUUUGGCCACUGCAGGAGUACAGAGUACUGCAGUUCUAGGGGGCGCCAAAGAUGACCCAAAAAUCCACAUUCUUAAAAGUCAUUUUGGCCACUGCAGGAGUACAGAGUACUGCAGUUCUAGGGGGCGCCAAAGAUGACCCAAAAAUCCACAUUCUUAAAAGUCUUUUCGGCCACUGCAGGAGUACAGAGUACUGCAGGAUACACACACAUAUACACACACGCCAACACACACACACACACACACACACACACACACACACACACACACACACACACACUCAGAGUCUGUUUUUUAGCACCUGCAAAAACAUGCUAUUUACAUAUUUGACAAGAAUGCAGAGGCUUCCUUUUGCCCCUGAAAAAAAAUCAAAUUUCAAACACAACUUGACUGCUCAUUUCUCCAAAAGACAACCAUGAAGCUCCAUCCAAACCUGAAGCAGGCAGUUGGUGUAUGUGUACAGUAACCUGAGGGUAGUGAGGUGACUGCUUCUGAGGAGAACAUGAGCAGUGAAGAUUCACCUUGGAGCUAGAACAGGGACGUGCACAUGAUUAUACAGGGGCAGGGGCUCAAGUUUUUUCCAGUCGUUUAUACAAUAUGGAAAUUAAUGUGAAAUUAAAAAACAAAGUAUUAAUAGAAAGGUAAUGACUGUCCUGUGUAGGUGACAGUGAUAUCCAAUAGGCUAGGCACUCACGAGGCUGGCUGUGGCAAGUGUAAGUGAAAGCAACACGCACUGGAAGGAAGAACAGCAAACGCCGAUGAAGGAAAAGGGUCUUUGCAGUGAUGGGCGUUACCAGAGAGGGCGAUGGCCAGAGGACGCAAAUGGGACAGGGAGGCAGCGCGUUGGGGGGGGAACACGGCUCGGGCCCGCCAGUGCCCCAACGGGGCCCUAGUUUUUUCUUUUUCCUCCCCUUUGAACUGGAAAAUGGCCCACUUCCCACUGGCGAAAACUCAUGAAAUUUGGCAGGACGACCGGGCCUGGUGAAAAAUUUGAUAUUCUGAAGUCGCCCAAACAAUACAAUGCAAAAUGGCUCCAUAGCGCCCCCUAAGGUGAAAAAUUCACCUGACGCCUGUACGCUUUGUCAAAAUGACACAAAAAUUGACACACACAUGUAUCUCAAUAAGAUCUACAAAAAAGUCAGUGCGGGCGUAUCUGUCAAAUGUACGGUUAAAGGGUUAUUGCGCAUUUUUUGCCGAUCCGCACACAUUGGAAUUUCGCUAACUCCUCCGAAGGCUUUCGUUCCACCGGCACCACAUUUGCUCAGGCCAAUCUACACCCAAUGGCCAUUAAAAGUUAUUCAAAUCAUGACGCUGCACCCCACGGUUUAGGUUCUAGGGGGCGCCAAAGAUAACCCUAAAAUCCACAUAUUUCAAAGUCUUAUAACUUUUUAUAUUUGCCCUCACUGGCCUCCAAGUUUUCUAGGAUGAUGCAAUGUCCAGCCAUCAACACAUUUGUGAAGGAAUUUUUACUCCCCAAAAGAGCGCCCCCCCAUGGCAGGAGAAAAAAGUCCAUUUUUUCUUGUCCCAUAAGGUGAAAAUUCACACUAUUGACUGUCACGCCUGUACGCUUUUUCAAAAUGACACAAAAAUUGACACUAACGUGUAUCUCAAUAAGAUCUACAAAAAAGUCAGUGCGGGCGUAUCUGUAAAAUGUACGGUUAAAGGGCUAUUUCGCAUUUUUUGGCGAUCCGCACACAUUGGAAUUUCGCUAACUCCUCCGAAGGCUUUCGUUCCACCGGCACCAAAUUUGCUCAGGCCAAUCUACACCCCAUGGCCAUUAAAAGUUGUACAAAUCAUGAUGCUGCACCCCACGGUUUACGUUCUAGGGGGCGCCAAAGAUAACCCAAAAAUCCACAUUCUUAAAAGUCUUAUAACUUAUUAUUUUUGUCCUCACUGGCUUCCAAGUUUUCUAGGAUGAUGCAAUGUCUAGCCAUCAACACAUUUGUUAAGGAAUUUUUACUCCCUAAAAGAGUGCCCCCCCAUGGCAGGAGAAAAAGUCAGAUUUUUCCUGCCCAUCGCUCAAUGGUUCAAACACAUCGCCCUCUCGGCAAAACCGAAAGGAGGAACAACUUGCCAUUUGGAUAUAUCCUAGCUGUGUUUGUGCCCUCACUCAUGGUCCAGACUUUUUUCAAAUAGGACAUGGAGUUUGUCUGCAGCGAGCGUUUUGGUAGAAACUGCGCCUCCCAUUCAUUAUAAUGGUAAAUGACCACAGACAAGUGCGCACACCAUCUUUAGGGCCCGAGCCAGCUGCAGAGCAGCCGGGCGUAGAGCCCUAUUAUUCCUGUAUAGGUUUUUCUUUCUUCUUUCUUUCUUUCUUUCUUUAGGGCCCGAGCGUAGCUGCUAAGCAGCUGUGAGAGCCCUCUUGUUCCUGCAUGUUUCCUUCUUUCGUUAUUAUUUUUCCUCCGCUUUAAACUGGAAAAUGGCCCACUUCCCACUGGCGAAAACUCAGGAAAUUUGGCAGGACGACCGGGCCUGGUGAAAAAUUCGAUAUUCUGAAGUUGCUCAAACAAUAAAAUGCAAAAUGGCUCCAUAGCGCCCCCUAAGGUGAAAAUUCACCUGACGGCUGUACGCUUUGUCAUAUUGACACAAAAAUUGACACACACAUGUAUCUCAAUAAGAUCUACAAAAAAGUCACUGCAGGCGUAUCUGUCAAAUGUACGGUUAAUGGGUUAUUUUUCAUUUUUUGCAGAUCUGCACACAUUGGAAUUUCGCUAAAUCCUCCGAAGGCUUUCGUUCGACCGGCACCACAUUUGCUCAGGCCAAUCUAUCCCCCAUGGCCAUUAAAAGUUGUACAAAUCAUGACGCUGCACCCCACGGUUUACGUUCUAGGGGGCGCCAAAGAUAACCCAAAAAUCCACAGUCUUAAAAGUCUUAUAACUUUUUACUUUUGUCCUCACUGGCCUCCAAGUUUUCUAGGAUGAUGCAAUGUCCAGCCAUCAACACAUUUGUGAAGGAAUUUUUACUCCCCAAAAGAGCGCCCCCCAAUGGCAGAAGAAAAAGGUCCAUUUUUUCUUGUCUCCAAAGGUCAAAAUACACAUUGUCGAGUGUCACGCCUGUAUGCUUUGUCAUAUUGACACAAAAUUUGACAAUCACGUGUAUCUCAAUAAGAUCUACGAAAAAGUCAAAGGGCAUGUAUCUGUCAAAUGUACGGUUAAAGGGCUAUUUUGCAUUUUUUGCCGAUCCGCACACAUUGGAAUUUCACUAACUCCUCCGAAGGCUAUCUUUCCACCGGCACCAAAUUUGCUCAGGCCAAUCUACACCCCAUGGCCAUUAAAAGUUGUACAAAUCAUCUUGCUGCACCCCACGGUUUGGGUUCUAGGGGGCACCAAAUAUAACCCAAAAAUCCACAUUCUUAAAAGUCUUAUAACUUUUUAUUUUUUUCCAUACCGGCCUCCAAGUUUUUUAGGAUGAUGCAAUGUCCAGCCAUCAACACAUUUGUGAAGAAAUUUUUACUCCCCAAAAGAGCGCCCCCCCAUGGCAGGAGAAAAAAGUCCAUUUUUUCUUAUCCCGAAAGGUGAAAAUACACGUUGUUGAGUGUCACGCCUUUACGCUUUGUCAUAUUGACAAAAAAAUUUGACAAUCACGUGUAUCUUAAUAAGAUCUAUGAAAAAGUCAAUGGACACGUAAGUGUAAAAUGUACAGUUAAAGGGCUAUUUUGCAUUUUUUGCCGAUUCGCACACAUUGGAAUUUUGCUAACUCCUCCUAAGGUUUUCGUCCCACUGACACCAAAUUUGCUCAGGCCAAUCUACACCCCAUGGCCAUUAAAAGUUGUACAAAUCAUGACGCUGCACCCCACGGUUUACGUUCUAGGGGGCGCCAAAGAUAACCCAAAAAUCCACAGUCUUAAAAGUCUUAUAACUUUUUAUUUUUGUCCUCACUGGCCUCCAAGUUCUCUAGGAUGAUGCAAUGUCCAGCCAUCAACACAUUUGUGAAGGAAUUUUUACUCCCCAAAAGAGCGCCCCCACAUGGCAGGAGAAAAAAGUCCAUUUUUUCUUGUCCCCUAAGGUGAAAAUACACAUUGUUGAGUGUCACGCCUAUACGCUUUGUCAAAUUGACCCAAAAUUUGACAAUCACAUGUAUCUCCAUAAGAUCUACGAAAAAGUCAAUGGGCACGUAUCUGUAAAAUGUACGGUUAAAGGGUUAUUUCGCAUUUUUUGCCGAUCCGCACACAUUGGAAUUUCGCUAACUCCUCCGAAGGCUUUAGUUCCACCGCCACCAAAUUUGCUCAGGCCAAUCUACACCCCAUGGCCAUUAAAAGUUGUACAAAUCAUGACGCUGCACUCCACGGUUUAGGUUCUAGGGGGCGCCAAAGAUAACCCAAAAAUCCACAUUCUUAAUAGUCUUAUAACUUUUUAUUUUUGUCCUCACUGGCCUCCAAGUUUUCUAGGAUGAUGCAAUGUCCAGCCAUCAACACAUUUGUAAAGGAAUUUUUACUCCCGAAAAGAGCGCCCCCCCAUGGCAGGAGAAAAAAGUCCAUUUUUUCUUGUCCCCUAAGGUGAAAAAACACAUUGUUGACUGUCACGCCUAUACGCUUUGUCAAAAUGACACAAAAUUUGACACACACGUGUAUCUCAAUAAGAUCUACGAAAAAGUCAAAGGGCACGUAUCUGUAAAAUGUACGGUUAAAGGGCUAUUUCGCAUUUUUUGCCGAUUCGCACACAUUGGAAUGUGGCUAACUCCUCCUAAGGCUUUCUUCCCACCGACACCAAAUUUGCUCAAGCCGAUCUACAUCCCAUGGCCAUUCAAAGUUGUAAAAAUCAUGGCGCUGCACCCCAUGGUUUACGUUCUAGGGGGCGCCAAAGAUGACCCAAAUAUCCACAUUCUUAAAAGAAUCCACAUCCCCCCCCCCCCCCAAGGCAGGAGAAAAAGUCCAGUUAACCCUGCCCAUCGCUCAAUGGCUCAAUAGCAUCGCUCUCCUGGCAACACCGUAAGGAGGAGCAACUUGCCAUUUGGAUAUAUCCUAGCUGUGUUUGUGCCCUCACUCAUGGUCCAGACUUUUUUCAAAUAGGACAUGUAGUUUGUCUGCAGCGACCGUUUUGGUAGAAACUGCGCCUCCCAUUCAUUAUAAUGGGAAAUGACCACAGACAAGUGCGCACACCAUCUUUGGACCUUGAGUGUGACGCGAUCGGGAGGGGGAGGCGGUCGCGCUGGGGGCGGCGCGACGCGGCUCGGGCCCGACAGUGCCCCACCGGGGCCCUAGUUGGACCUUGAGUGUGAUGCGAUCGGGAGGGAGAGGCGGUCGUGUUGAGGGCGGCGCGACACAGCUCGGGCCCGCCAGUGCCCCAACGGGGCCCUAGUCUUCUUCUUAUUAUUAUUUUUCUGCCACUUUGAACUGGAAAAUGGCCCACUUCCCACUGGUGAAAACUCAUGAAAUUUGGCAGGACGACUGGGCCUGGUGAAAAAUUCGAUAUUCUGGAGUUGCCCAAACAAUAAAAUGCAAAAUGGCUCCAUAGCGCCCCCUAAUGUGAAAAAUUCACAUGAUUGAGUGUCAUGCCUGUACGCUUUGUCAAAAUGACACAAAAUUUGACACACACGUGUAUCUCAAUAAGAUCUACAAAAAAGUCAGCGCGGGCGUACCUGUCAAAUGUACAGUUAAAGGGCUAUUUCGCAUUUUUUGCCGAUCCGCACACAUUGGAAUUUCGCUAACUCCUCCGAAGGCUUUCGUUCCACCGGCACCACAUUUGCUCAGGCCAAUCUACACCCCAUGGCCAUUAAAAAUCAUACAAAUCAUGACGCUGCACCCCACGGUUUAGGUUCUAGGGGCGCCAGAGAUAACCCAAAAAUCCACAUUCUUAAAAGUCUUAUAACUUUUUAUUUUUGUCCUCACUGGCCUCCAAGUUUUCUAGGAUGAUGCAAUGUCCAGCCAUCAACACAUUUGUGAAGGAAUUUUUACUCCCCAAAAGAGCGCCCCCCCAUGGCAGGAGAAAAAAGUCCAUUUUUUCUUGUCCCAUAAGGUGAAAAUACAUAUUGUUGAGUGUCACGCCUGUACGCUUUGUCAUAUUGAAACAAAAUUUGACAAUCACGUGUAUCUCAAUAAGAUCUACGAUAAAGUCAAUGCGCACGUAUCUGUAAAAUGUACGGUUAAAGGGCUAUUAUGCUUUUGGGUCGAUUCGCACACAUUGGAAUGUGGCUAACUCCUCCUAAGGCUUUCAUUCCACCGGCACCAAAUUUGCUCAGGCCAAUCUACACCCCAUGGCCAUUAAAAGUUGUACAAAUCAUGAUGCUGCACCCCACGGUUUAUGUUCUAGGGGGCGCCAAAGAUAACCCAAAAAUCCACAUUCUUAAAAGUCUUAUAACUUAUUAUUUUUGUCCUCACUGGCUUCCAAGUUUUCUAGGAUGAUGCAAUGUCUAGCCAUCAACACAUUUGUGAAGGAAUUUUUACUCCCUAAAAGAGUGCCCCCCCAUGGCAGGAGAAAAAGUCAAGUUUUUCCUGCCCAUAGCUCAAUGGCUCAAACACAUCGCCCUCUCGGCAAAACCGAAAGGAGUAACAACUUGCCAUUUGGAUAUAUCCUAGCUGUGUUUGUGCCCUCACUCAUGGUCCAGACUUUUUUCAAAUAGGACAUGGAGUUUGUCUGCAGCGAGCGUUUUGGUAGAAACUGCUCCUCCCAUUCAUUAUAAUGGUAAAUGACCACAGACAAGUGCGCACACCAUCUUUGGACCUUGAGUGUGAUGCGUUCGGGAGGGAGAGGCGGUCGUGUUGGGGGCGGCACGACACAGCUCGGGCCCGCCAGUGCCCCAACGGGGCCCUAGUUUCAACUUGGGGUCCAACAUAAGUGUCACUGAUUCCUUAGGGUUGGGUCAAACACAGGGGCAGGGCUUACAUUUUGAAAUGUUGUAGGACAGGGGUGGGCAGCCAUGUGCCAUGGAGAGCCGAGAGGCUGCAGGUUUUCUUUCCAACCCAAAACUCCACCAGGUGAUUUCACUGAUUAGUCCCUGCUCUCUGCUUGGAGGUAAGGUAAUCAGUGAAAUCACCUGGUGGAGUUUUGUAGUGGAGUUUUCACCUGGCCCUUUUUGUUCGUCUUGGGGUCCAACAUUAGAAUCCUUGAUUCAUAGGCUGUGUCCUGUUUCCGAGACCGCAUCGUCGAUAGGCGCAUUUGAAGUGUGCUUGAUGUCAUCACGCAGCGCGAACGGUGUCCCAUUUGGCACUAAAUGCUAAAGAAUGCUAAGCGCGCUCAGAGGAGACUUGUUAAAAUUAGGGCCAUGAAGCAUUUGAAGGAACUGUGCUUCAGUAUAGGUUUCACAAACAAGGAUAUACUUCAUCCUCUAGCACAUCAGCAUCACAUUGUCAUAAGUAUAAAGACUUAGAAUAUAUAAGAAUAUAUGAGAAAUACUUCUCUUCCACAGGGAAAAAAAAUGGUGUACUUGAAGAAAAUCACUGCUUUUAUUGAGGCAGAAAUGAAUGUGCUGAGAAUAUAUCCGUUUAUGCAGUUUAUGAAUGACAUUGGGCUUUAAUUUAUGAUAGGAAUCCAUAUACUCAUAAUAGGGUGUUGGUGUCUCUGCAGGUAUAGGCUACCGCCGGUGUCAGAGACGUGGUGCUCGUCGGAGCUUGACUCCCUCUGGAUCUCAAAUGUUGAUCAUCAGUUGGAUUGUUUCUUUAGAAAUCACAAAAACUCUCUGAAUGACCCGCUGAUUCAUCCACCGAUAACCCUGCAGAUGACCAGCUUCAGUCAUUUCCCCCUCCACAAAAGCAGCUUUAUGACUUUAUUUACUUUAUGACUUUAUUCUCCUAAAUUUACAACUUUAAUCUCUAAAUCUUAAAAGAAAAAAAAACUCAGUGUUGUCCUGAUACUCUGCUGUAGUUUUGUCAGCUUUCUUAUUUCUAAUGUUUUUGAUUGUUGUAGCAUAGCGGAUCAGUUGUCUCUAAAUACUGUAAUGUUUGGUUUGAAGAUUUUAGUGAGUUCAGAGAUCAUGCUCUCAUACAGUCUGAGCUGACUGUCUGCUGUUUUUGGAUUUGUUGCAUUUUCUUUAAAUAUGCGCUGCGUCUCCAAAUGAGUCCAGCCUCUCACCUGAAAUGCGCAGCUGUGCAGCGGCACACAAAGAAUUCUGUGCAUAAAUGCACGCUUGAAAAAAAGGCGGGGGCAGUGUGGUUUAGAGACAGAAUUUGAAGCAUGCUUAGCAUUUUGUGCCAAACGGGACACCGUUUGUGCCGCGUGAUGACCUCACGCACGCUUCAAAUGUGCCGUUCGACGGUUGUGGUCUCGACACAGGGACACAGUAAGGGUACAUAACGGCACAUAACGGCAGUGCACUCAGCUAAGUGCGCUUAAGCGCGCUUAUCCCGAUGCGGUCUCUGAAAUGAGACACAGCCAAAGGUUUGGGUUACACACAGCAGUGAGGUUCACAUUUUGAAAUUUUGUAGGGUGCGCUAUGGAGCCAUUUUUGGUUGGAUCUCCAUUUUGAUAUUGGAGCCCUCAAAAGGAUGCCACAUAAAAUCUGUGUAUCUGUCCAGAUUUUAUGUGGCUGUGUAUCUGUAACAAUAUUACAAAUUGCUAUCUGGAGACAUUUCAUAGCACCACUAAGGCACAGUUUAAUGAAACAAGGUGCUGAUUUUCUAGGCUAUCUGGUAUCUCAUCAGGUAUGUCCUGAUCAAAUCUCAGCUGCGUCCUAGCAUAAAGAGAGUUACAGGCCAUUAACCGAAAAACACAUUCCUCUCUGCCAACUGGUGGUGCUACACCAUACGGAUUUAAGUUUAAUGUCAAACUGUCUGCUGCUGGAGUGAUAUCAAAUGACUAAAAUUCUGUGGAGGUGGAACCACUGUAAGUGGAAGUUAUACAGGAAAUAAUUUUAAUAAUUCCUGCAAUUGCAAAAGGGCUCUUGCUAUGCUGGAGCUAAGAAAUACCCCCCCCAAAAAAAAAUAAAUAAAUAAAUAAAUAAAUAAAAAUAAAAAUCUGUGAUAUUGGUAAAGAUAUACACAGCUAAAUAAAUUUAGGUACACGGAUCAGGAGGGAUAUCCUUUUGAGGGCUUCAAUGUCAAAAUGAAGAUCCAACCAAAAACGGCUCCAUAGCGCCCUCUGUAAAAUUUCAAAAUGUAAGCAUCACUGCUGUGUGUGACCCAAAACUAUUUAUGGACACUUAUGUUGGACCCCAAGAUGAACAAAAAGGGCUCCAAUGUCAAGAUGGAGAUCCAACUGAAAAUGGCUCUAUAGCGCCACCUACAAAAUUUCAAAUUUGGUAGGGGGCACUAUGGAGCCAUUCUUGGUCGGACAUUGGAGCCCUAUUUUUUGAUCUUGGGGUCCAACAUAAAUGUCACUGAUUCCAAAAAGGUUUUUGUCUCACACAGGAGCUGGGCUUAGAUUUUGAAAUUUUAUAGAGGGCGCUAUGGAGCCGUUUUUGGUUGGAUCUUCAUUUUGACAUUGAAGCCCUCAAAAGGAUCCCUGGAACAUACCUUAAAAAACUUGUGGAAUGAAGCCUGGUAUAUGCCAAGCUGUUGUUAAAGCCAGAGGAGGUAACUUUAAAGAAAGCAAAUCUAAGCAAGAAAAACUCAGAUACCUAAUAAUUAUAGUCAAAAUGUCUUCUGAUCAGUUACUCUUUACACAAUAGUCAAGUUUAUUGUGUUGCAAAUUAUGUAUAUGAAACUAUGAUCUUUUUUUGUACAAAUCUGAUCUUGCCUCCAAACAUUUGGCCUGUAGUAUACUUUUGAUUUAUACAUACAAAAUAACAUUUAUAUGGUCAUAUAGCUCCAAAUGGGCCCAGUCCUCACGGGCUUAAAAGAAACUUAGAACAAAAAUACAGGCGCCUUAGAACAAUAACACACACACAAAAAGAGAAAAAUAUUGCAAGUGAUGCUCCUAAUUGCUCUGGACAGGAUUAAAUUUCUACUUUUUUUGUCAUCAAGCUGUACUGUCUGCUUUUCUUUUAAACGGAACUAUCAAUGACUUGACUGUGAGUGAAAUGGUCAAGCUGAUCCCUCUCAACAGCCAAAAUUGUUAAGUGUGGCAGCCUCUCUUGCGUCAUUGUGGACCAAUGCCACAUAUGCAGCCACCUCAAAACAGUGAAAGAUCUCUCACAGCUACAACUAUUUAUAGGUAUAGUGAGAGCGAUCUUAAGAAUCUGAGAGAGGGAUAGAAACAUUACUGGAUCUAGAGCUCUGUACACUGACUGAAUGUUAUUCAAUCUGAGCAUCUCUCUUUGGCAGUUUAGGUAGUUCUUUGCCACAAGAACCUCCUUGGAUUUCAGCUCAUCUUGUGAUAAGCAGCCACACCAGAAAGGUGCUCCUCAGCCAGAAAGUUAUCUGACUGUGGAUCACAAGCCUGAAUACCCUCUAGAAUGUGAAUGUUUACAGAAAAGAAGUGCUGGUUCAUUUCUGCCAUCAUCCUGUCUAAACAAGGAAGGUACAGAUUUUUCUUUAAAUUUUCAGAGUCACUGAUCUCACUUACAACUCAACAGCCAGACUCCACUACAUAAUUUUCCACGUGUUUCUGCUUCUGCCUAUGUCUGCGAGUGCCACAUGGUUCAGGAAUCUGAUUUGCUGCACAGAGGGUCUUCACUUUAUCAUAAAUUUCAGCAGCCUUCUCAUCAGUGCGCAUCUCUCUCACAGUAUCACACACAGCUGCCUUAAACUCAGCAGCCCUGGCCAAAUCUAUCGACUCACUUUGCAGGUAUUUUUGAAGGUUAUCAGUUGCAGACAACAGCACCUUAAAUACCAUAAGCAGGUAAACAGUCAAAAACCGGCUGAGUUUAACAUGCAGUCCCACUGCAGUGCAGUUUUAAGCUAGAGAUGCACUGGAUAACUGCAGGAAAGUUUUCCAGCAUUGCAUUGACAGAGCACAGCUGGCAUGACCACUGUGUUUUUGACAGCUGCACCAGUUCAGUAGGUUGCAAGCCCAACUUGGUCUGAACAUCUUUGAACUUAUGAUGGUUCACUAAUGAUGUGCUGAAAGUUGUGUGCACACACUGCAGUAUGUCGAACAACUGACUGGCCUCUGGUAUAGCAUGGCAAGUGUGUCAAAGGACUAGAUUUAAUUGAUGGGAGUAACAAUGUACAUAAAUUGCCUCUGGAUGAUUAACUCUGAACCUUGCCUGUACACCUUCAAUAGCACCACUCAUAACAGAAGCCCCAUCAUAUGACUGUGCAACACACAUGGCAUUAUUGAUGCCACUGAGGGACAGCUUAUGUUCAAUUGCUAAUGUGAUGUUUUCUGCAUUAAACUCUUUAAGUUCUGUCAGCGCCAGCAGACACUCUUUAACGCCACUUUUCAUUCACAAAGCAGGCACAUACAGCUAGUUGUUCUCUGUUGCCAUCUCUGGCUUCAUCUGCCAUAAUUGCAUACUUGCCAGCCUGUUUGAUUUCACUUGCUAUAGACACCGACACCUCCUCAGCACAGCACUCUAUUGUUUCAUUUUUAAAUGAACAAAUAUGUGCUGUGUGAUGGGGCUGUGUAAGACCACAGGAAGGGGUCGCAUUCCUUCACCAGUGUUAUGUGUACAAAAGGUCAGGACCCAAUAUUGCGGAGACAAAAUCACCAAAGGUUUAUUAACAAAAACAUCAACAAGAAAAAACAACAUAAAAUCACCACACUGGGUAAAAAGGCUCGGGAGGCAUGGACAGCUACUGAAAAUGAAGAAAAACAAGAGUCAGGAAAAAUUACAGAAAAACUCAAACAACCUCUGACACUAAAAGUACAACUCAAAUAUACCAUGUGGAGCAAGUAACAAAGGAAUAGAAAGUCAACUAGAAAGUUCAACAGAAAACAAAAGAUAAACUGAAAAUCACCUCAGAAAUAUGCGAGGGAAAAAACUAGAACUAUAAAGUACAAACAAAGUGACAAACUAACAAAAGACGCAGAGGCACACAGGAACACAGUGAUUCGGCUCGAAAAGAAGACUGAGAUAAUCAUCCGUCAAAGAGCAGGACGGGAAUCUGGGUUUUAAAGGCCAGCUGAUGAGCACAAUGAGGUGCAGGUGUGUUCCUGAUCAGCCAAGCCAGCUCCGCCCCUGCCAUGCUCCAAUGCUGCAGGAAGAGAAAGAGAGAGAGCACACAGACGACCAAAACACAAGGAUACAGCCCUGGAUCAUGACAGUAUCCCCCCCCCCCCAAACGACCACCACCUGGCGUUCUACCUGGUUUACCUGGGUGUGCAGCAUUGAAGUCCUGCAGCAGCUGUGGAUCAAGGGUGAGGGAACACGAGAUCCAGGAGCACUCCUCGGGACCGUACCCCUCCCAGUCCACCAAAUACUGAAAACCUCGGCCUCUGCGGACAUCAAGGACCGGAUUAACGAUGGUGCUGGAGUCUGGAGAGGACUGUUGGUGACCGGCUUUAGGAGAGACACAUGAAACACUGGGUUAGUGGUGGGUCGGUCAAGAACAAACGGAUCAAAAGAACUAGUUCUUCACUAUCUCUGUGCUUGUGUGGCAAAAUGGAGGGUUCAACAAUUAAAUUUUUGUUGCCGAGCAACACCACCUGGGGAGUUUCACCCCAGGAAAUAAACCAAACCCUUACAAUCUCAAGGUCACACAGAUCCGUUACACCACAAAAAUAGGGAAGACGAGAGACGGACUUCCAAAAAGAAUAAAACAAUUUUAUUUAUUACAACUUUUGUUUUUAAAAGAGCAGAAAUAUGAAUAGUAAUCCUCGGAGUGCUAAUAAACAAUAAAUGCAAUAGAUAAACAAAACGGGAACCAGGAGACUUGGUAACAAACAGACUAAAAUAAAAAGGAAAAAUUCAAAACCAAAGAAAACCACUGCAAACCAAGGAAAAUCACUACAAACCAAAGAAAAUCCUUCAAACCAAACAACCACGUGCCACGGCAACUAAAGGGAGUAAAGGGGAAGGCCACCACCGGGGAAGUCUGUCACCAGCUCCUGAAAAAGAAAGAAGAAAAUCAAUACUACGGUUGGUCACUCCAAAAAGGCAAAAUGUAGUACUGUUAAAAAAUGGGUUAAAUGACCUAUUCUAAAAACACACACACACAACACGCCCGCACACACACACAUACACACACACACACACACACACACACACACACACACACACACACACACACACACAGCCAUGAAAAAAAAAGAAUAAACCUAACUUAAUAUCUGAAACAUUUGUAGUUCGUUAUCCAAUUAAUAUGUAAAGUAUUAAUAUGAAAAAAAAAACAAAAAAACAAAUGUAACAUGAACCUCAGCUGUGGGAGGAACCCGGGGUAGGGACAAAGCCCAACAGCUGAUAAAUUAAAGGAAACUAAACAAAAGAAAAUGUUUCAAAAAAAGAAAAAAACUUCCGCCAAAUAAUAACCAAACCCAACUAAACAAACUAAAAAGUUUCACCCGAUAGCCUAUACGCUAAACAAACCAAAUAAGCCAAAGAAAAGAAAUAAUUAAAGGGGACCUGCCAUCAAAAAUGUAAUUUUGUGGGGUUUUGUGUCAGAUAAGGUCCAUAUUAUGUUCGUCUUAUGUUGUAAAUGUGAAAACAAACCGUUACGUCGUUUGCAUUCUGUAAAGGUUUAAAAUAAAGGAACGGGUAAACCAGGCCAAUUGAAAAAGCAGGUCCUUUUGACGUCACACUGACCUUGCUCAUUAUUAUUCACGAGCUCGUCCUCGGUGAGCUGCGCCCACUCUCUCGUUCUCGUACUCAUUCACAGUCAACAUGGAAACGCCCAUCAGAGCUGUCCUGCCUGCUGAUCUCCAACCCCUCACUUUCUCCACCACAGAUGUGCAUGCAGCACUGAGCAGGACCAACCCACGCAAGGCAGCUGGGCCUGAUGGCAUCCCUGGUCGGGUGCUCAUGAACUGUGCUGACCAGCUGACGGAAGUGCUCACAGACAUUUUCAACCUGUCCCUAGCCCAAGCUGUUGUCCCGGCGUGUCUCAAGUCCACCUGUAUCGUCCCUGUGCCGAAACACUCCUCUGCAAAGAGCCACAACGACUUCCGCCCUGUCGCUCUCACUUCUACCAUCAUGAAGUGUUUUCAGAGGCUGGUUCUGGCUCACCUCAAAUCUGGCCUCUAUUGCCAACAACAACCUGAUAUUGAACACCGACAAGACCAAAGAGGUCAUCGUGGACUUCAGGAGGACUAGGACUUUCACUCACGCUCCUAUCCACAUCGACAGAGCAGAGGUCGAACGGGUCUCCAGCUUCAAAUUCCUGGGCGUACAGAUCUCUGAGGACCUCUCCUGGGGCCUCAUGUAUCAACGCUGGCGGCGCCAGAAAACCUUGCGUUCGCCAAGAUCGGCGCACACGUCCAGAUUUAUCAUCGCGACACUAGCGUCGGUUCCAGCGCAAAUCCAUGCAAAGUGAGGAGGUGGUGUAGAAGUUGGCGUUGAGCCGAUACUUGCAUUGACGGCACUUUGGCGACGCUGUAUGGCGGUGUUUGGUGACUCACUAUGUGACAAGCGUGCACCACAUCCCGGUGGCCGAGCAGCACGUCGCCCCACAUGACGAACCAGCAGCAGACGGAGGGCUGCGAGCUGAUCCCUGCCGGGCCGCCGUCCUCGCGUGGGAGAAUCUCAUCGCCACAGUGCGAAUGGGUAAUGGGUAAGUGAAUACACAGUUCAAUGAGCCAAAUUAAUUUAUUUUCGCCACCAGACGCUCGAGGACAUUUACGAACCGGUCCAGCCGCUCGUUGAUCCCCGCGAUCCCCCUGAUGAUUUCUUCCAGCGAUUGCAGGACCGCCUCCGUGAGGACCCUUCCACUGCGUCCCGGUGGUCCAGCGGAAGCGCCGCGGCUGGUGGACGCUCCACCGCUUGUCGGCGCGCUGGUGCUGGUGCUGGUGCUGGUGCUGGUGCUGGGGCCGGGGGCCGGGGUGGCCCGAAUGCCGCUGGUCCUAGCCGACGACUCCGAGCCGGCGGACGGGCUGCUGCAGGCCGGGGUUCCGCAAGCCGGCGACACGGCCGACACAUUGAUUCCUGUGACACAAUAAAAAUAUUGGUUCAUUUCAAUUCCUGCCUCUGUGUAUCUGUUGUGUUUACAUCUAUGGCAAAGCAUGAAGACAUUUGUGUGACAUGCCACUUACCCUCCGGCAGGCUGUCUGAGUCGCCGCGGGUAGCGGCGACAAUCCCCCCCACAGAAGGCGCCCCCCAUAAUCGCCACCACCCGCUGCUCAAACGGCGCGAGGGUCUCCUCACCCGGACCCCCACCUGUCUGGCCGGUACUCCUCCGGAGGGCAGCUGUACGCUGCUUGACCUCCACCUUGAUGUCCGACCACUUUUUUAAUCUCCGCGGGGGUGCGUGUCUCGGAACCCACCGCGUUCACCCUCUCGCAAACUUUCUCCCACUCCAAGUGUUUUCGUUUUGCACUGACGCCACUGGACAGGCUGCCAAAUAAAACACGCUGUCGCUCCUCCACCUCCGCCACCAGCACCUCCACCUUGCACGCCGUAAAUUUCGUUUUUCUUGUCAUUUUGUCUGCGUGCGAGGACAGGGAGACACUAUUUAAAUAAAUCUGCAUAUUUAUAGGUGGGCGGAACGGGGGCGGGCCCGGUCACUCCGACAUCUGCGCUCAAUUCCAAGCUGAUUGGGAUUAAUCAAAGAAACACACGUGGCUUUCGGCACCCGCACACCUUGAUACACACAAAUUUUUUUCAGCGUGACGGACCUUGCGUGCGCUCGUUUCCGGUAUGAGUCCCACGCAAGUGUUGAUACAUGAGGCCCCUGGACCCUCAACACCUCGUCCCUGGUCAAGAAGGCCCAUCAGCGUCUCUUCUUUCUGAGGAGAUUGAGGAAAGUCCAUCUAUCUCCUCAGAUACUGGGGAACUUCUAUCGCUGUGCCAUUGAGAGCAUCCUCACAUACUGCAUCAUGGUCUGGUAUGGAAACUGUACUGCCUCUGACCGAAAGGCACUGCAGAGGGUGGUGAAAACUGCCCAACACAUCACUGGAACAUCUCUCCCUGUCAUUAAGACCAUCUAUGACAGUCGGUGCCUGAGGAAGGCUCACAGCAUCAUCAAAGACCCCUCUCAUCCCAACCACGGACUGUUCACCCUCCUCCCCUCUGGGAGAAGAUACUGGAAUCUAGCUUCCAAGUCAAGCAGACUCAGGAACAGUUUUUUCCCCUCCACCGUCAUCUCCCUAAACUCCUCAUCCACUCCUCUUCCCCCUCCAGUAAUAGCCCCCCCUCCCUUUCCACCCAUCCACGUUCCUGCUGUAUCUUGUGACUGUAUAACUCAUCCUGUGGACAUGUGCAACAUGGUCACUGGACCUGGACCUUAGUCUAGCACUUCUGUGCAAUAUGGGCUACGUGCAAUAUUAAUCUGACAGUAUUGAAUGCAUUUAUUUAUUAUUUAUCGCUAUAAUACACAUAAUUAUUUAUUAAAUUUCUAGCACUGACAUGUUUACUUUGCACUCUGGUGAGAUGCGAAAAUACUUUUCGCUGUACAGUACUUGUACUGUACAUUGACAAUAAAUUGAAUCUCAUCUCAUCUCAUCACUCUCCAGCCAGAGCGAGACCCAGCUACCACUGUAUCCGCUAUGGGUCUCUUCCAAACAACUGGUGUUUCCUUGGGUUCACUGCCGGGAAAAUGAACUUAAAGCUGGGCAAAAUGAAUGAGAAAACACCGCUGGAGAUCUCUGGCUUCUUCUUCAACUUCCACCUCCUCUUCGGACUCUGGGUCUAAAAUAUAUGGUUUAAUACCUGCCAUUUUUAGCCUUUAGCAUAAGGUGACCAGACGUCCCCGAUUUCCGGGGACAGUCCCCAUAUUGGAUGACCUGUCCCUGGCAAAAGCUGACCCCGAAAAUGUCCCCGAUUUAAGCGUUUCAUGAAUGAGAGCAAAAAUGUUGCGUGUGGGCUCGAACAACGGUUACUACAGUAGCCGAAUAGGUAGGAAGCACAAGCAGUCCUGAACAACAGUUCUUACGGGGGUUAUUACAAGGGGCAUGCGCUGCUACUAAAUAGUACCGAGAUUUUGUCUGUGAUCACGUAGCCCCUGCAGCCCCUGCACCCUCCCUGCCGCCGCCGCCGCACCGAAUAUCCCCGGAUAUCAUUAAAGACAUCUGGGCACCUUACUUUAGCACACAUUAGCAAAAUGGAUAAACCGAAAUCCGAACCUCCACUGCUGAGCCAAUCAGAGCACAGCAGGCUUCACAGCAGCGAUCCAAUCAGAGCAAAGCUCAUUACCAUAAAUGUUAAUGAGCCAAAAUCAAUUGGUUUUCCUGUAAGGUUUUUUAGGCAUACUAAAACAAACCAUCAAAUAACUUUUCAGCUAAAAUUAUGUCGCAAACAUGAUCAGAGGACAUCAAGGAUUAUGAAAAAAAGAUAAAAAUGGGUAUGAAAUUUUGAUGGCAGGUCCUCUUUAAACUCAGAAAUAGGUUGUGUUGGGGCAUAAACCAGUUCUUUGUGUGGUAUGGGAUUCCAAAGAAGCAGCAGAGAAACCGAGCAGCCGCACUGUGGCUGGAGGCUGAGGGAAGCAGUCCUUUAGGAUGCCCAGCUGGCGACCAACGUAGUGGGCAGAAGUGGAGCCUCGCACAGAGCGCUGAGGAGAGGAGAGCCACAGAGGAGAGCCACAAUCUGUGGCUUCAGCAGCUACAGAGAAAGUAGGGCAGGUUACCAUGCAGCAAAUAAACAACUAAAAAAAAACACAACCAAGCAGCCAGCCUACCAGAGCGAAGUAAGCUUUACGCUCAGGCCAAACCAGUCACCGUCUUUUAGAUGAUGAUGAUGAUGGAGAGCCAACACCACACUUAAAGCACCUCUUGUACAUCCACGCCAUCAGUCACCAUGGAGGGCCACCAAAACCGUUGCUGCCCGGGAUGGCAGGCAAGUUGUGAAGUGUGCCCCCACAGAAGCACAGCAGAUCUGGCCGAUGGAGGAACGAAUAGGUAUCCCGCCGGGCAGCUGUCUGGGACAGGUUGAUCUUUGAGGGCGUCCUGGCCCUCCUGCUCCACCUGCCAGUGGACCACCCCAACCACACAUGAGGAAGGAAGGAUCCCAAGGAAAGAGACAGUUGACACAUGAAAUUCACAUUUCUCGGCUUUGGCAGAUAACUUAUUUUCUAACAGUGUUUUGAGUACUGCACGGACAUGUUCUACAUGUUCUUCCCAAGAAAGUGAGAAAAUCAGUAUGUCGUCUAAAUAGAUGAACACAUUUGUUUAGCAUAUCAUGUAAGACAUCAUUUACCAAACAUUGAAACACUGCAGGUGCAUUGGUUAACCCAAAAGGCAUGACCAUGUACUCAAAAUGUCCCAAAUGUGUAUUAAACGCCGUCUUCCACUCAUCCCCUUCCUUUAUUCUCACCAAGUGGUAGGGUUGCGUAGGUCCAGCUUCGUGAAGAAUGUUGUGUCACGAAGAGGGCUGAAUGCAGAGUCAAUCAGAGGCAGGGGGUAUUUAUUACCUCCGCCAAGGAGGUUAUGUUUUUGGUAGCGUUGGUUUGUUUUACCUCCGACAAGGAGGUUGUGUUUUCGGUAGCGUUGGUUGGUUUGUUGGUUGGUUUGUUUGUUUGUCUGUUAGCAACUUUACGGAGAAAGUUACAGACGGAUUGACCUGAGAUUUUCACCAGAGAUGCGUCUCAGCUCCAGGAGGAUCCCAUUACAUUUUAGUGGUGAUCCGGAUCGUCUUCUGGAUCCAGGAAUUUUUUGAAGGAUUCUUUAUCAUUGUGAGAUAGGGCACAUUUUGAAAUUUUUGCAUUUAACUCGAUAAAAAUGGCCACAGUCUUUAGUAAAAAAUUACACAAAAGGAUCUCAAUGAGUUUUAUGAGGAGUCAAAGGUUGAUCCUGAUCCAGACAAAAUUCCGGAUACUGUGAUCCAAAAUACACAAAAAUAAGGGUGUCAUUGGAAUUUUCAAUGCUGAAAGAUAACAAAUGGGAGGCAUACUAGUGGAAAUAAGCGGCACAGUGGUGUAGUUGUUACCUCUGUUGCCUCACAACCAGAAGGUCCUGGGAUCAAAUCCCGGUUAGGGCAUUUCUUGUUUUAGGAAUAUUAUGAACAGUGAACAUACCAGUUUAAACACAAAUAAAUGUUGAUAAAAGACACAUAACAGUAAAAGUUUUGGUGUGAAUCACAAUAUAAGGGGGGACAUGAGCUGCUUGGCGGAGGUCUGCGCUCUCCGAGUGCUUUUCCAGUUUUUAACUGUUAUAUCAUUUAACCCUGUGUAGUCGAUGCAGGGGCGCAGGGAGCCAUCCUUUUUCCCUACAAAGAAGAAGCCCGCCCCUACUGGAGAAGAGAAUGGCCAAAUGAGUCCAGCAGCUAGAGAGUCAUUAAUAUAGCUUUCAAUAGUUUCUCAUCAGGCUUGGUCAAGUUAUACAGUUUUCGGUAACGGAGCUCCAGGCAGGAGCUCUAUGCUACAAUCAUAGGGGAGGUGCGGAGGGAGUGAACAAGCUGAGUCUUUGCUGAAAACGUCUUUUAAAUCAUGGUAUUCUGCUGGGACAUUACUCAAGUCUAUAGUUUCAACAGGGGGCGCAGACUGAGAGGAGCAGGCUGGCAAUGCAGAGUGAAGGCAGUGGGCGUGGCAAUAAGUACUCCAACUGGGGAUAGUAGAUGUGGACCAGUCAAUAUGUGGGUCAUGUAACUUUAACCAUGGGAGCCCAAAAUGACUGGAGUAAGUGGAGAUGAGAUGACAAAGAAUUCAAUGUUCUCAUGAUGGUUGCCAGAGAGGGUCAGUUUCAAAGGAACGGUUCUGUGUGUCACUGUGUUGAUAAGUCUGCCGUAAAUUGCCAGCACCUCCUUAGUGGAAGUCAAUGAGCUGAGAGUCAGGUGUUUGUUUUUCACAAAAGAUUCAUCCAUGAAAUUCUUGUCUGCUCCUGAGUCUAUUAACACCUGCAUGGCAUGCGUUUGGUGGGGUUCGUGCAGCAGGAUUAUCUACUGGCGAGCCUGACCUUUUGGCAGUUCUGAGCAGGAGGCAAUGAGGUGACCUUUACAUCCACAGUGUAAACACAGCUUCUUCCUCAUACCUUGCUGCCAUUCCUCGGGAGUCAGGCAGGCCCGCCCUAGUUGCAUGGGCUCGUCAAUCUGCAGGGAGCAGGAUUGGUGAUCGGGAGCGAUGGUUGUGUUGACGUCGGGCGUGGAGGCAUGGUUACCAGAACUGGGGCCACUGGAAACUGGGGCACGUCGGUUCUGAUUCACUCUCCUCUCCCUCCCCUCUCUCUCAGCCUAUUGUCUAUGUGUGAAACAACGAAUUUUGCCAUACGCAUCAUCCACGGUGCAUUCAAAUGUGAGGAGAGGAGGUGAUGUGAGUGGUAAAAAAUUGUCUCAGUUGUGUCAAACCAACUCCAUGCCUUCUCUCCUUCUUCUUUCCUAUUUGGUUGUGGCGCCCAGUAGCAAAUGAGGGCGCUGAAGGCAGAGCCCUGCCUGAGCUGCAUGAGCUAGCCUGAGCAAAAAGAGAUGUCUGUUGUCUUCCUGAAAAUCAUUAUCAAAAUGAGGAAAUUGUGCUAUCAUAUUUAUCAUUCAAUUAAAUGUAUAUUUCAGUCCGUUAGCAAUCUCUACACCCAGUGUAGUUGUAUCACAGUUGUGCAUUAAUGUUAGGGGCGCUAUGGGCCCGUGCCCAAGCUUUCUGCACUCUACAGCAUGCUCAGAUCACAGUUCUGCAUUAAAAAGUUUGCUUAUCCUAGCCAAAUUAAAAAAAAUUCUUAAGGGGCGACAGGGACCAGCGCCCAAGCGUCUCUAAUUUAAAUGAUGUACUCACGUUCAUAACCAGAUUGGUUACAAAUGGACGCAUAGCUACAACAUGCGUCUGACGUAGCUAGCUGCUCUACUGGGAGCUGGUCGGCCCCUCAAGCUGAAAAAUUACAGGAUCCAUCUUGAGCGCGUUCCAUAUUUGCUCUGUAGAGCAGCAUUGGGUAUUGCAUACAGGAUGCGGAUUUGGAGGGUAGCAGCAGGGUAGUGCAGCCCCGGUCAGCUGGGCACAGUAUAGAGGAAACAACAUGCUCACAACAGGUUGUUUUGCCUUUCUAUUUCCUGUCUAUUGUGUAUUUCCUGCUAAUUUGGAUAUAAUUUAGUGACCGUUGAGCCUCUACUAUACGUGAAAAAGCAACGUGAUAUUACAAUUUCGUUUUUUGCAGGUUUACUUUUGUUUAAUCAAGUAAAUUAUGAUCCUUUAUGCUUUGCUGUUACCUUCAGACAGAGUUAGCAGUUCAAAUAGGCUGUAUUGGGACAGAGGAAAAAGUGCCUAGAAAGUGAAUCUCGUUCCACUUCAGUUGGGCAACAUAAACUGUGAUUUAUAAAAUAGCUCUAUUGAUAGUAAGUACUAAAAAAAAAAUCUACUCGUCCAUCCAGAUUUUUAGUAAUCAGUGUUUCGAUGUUGGACUAUUUCCUAUCUGCGGCGUAGUGAUACUUGCAAACGCGCAAUCGAAUAUGCAGAGGGGUGAAGCGAUUUUUGUCACGUGGACCAAUAGGAGCCGAGUCUCGUUGCCAUAGUAUCAGAAAUACACAAACAUGGCGACGAGCGCAUCUAGCAGCGAGACAAGCGAAGAGGGAAGAAAAGAAAAGGAAAAAAAGAAAACAGCCUUCAAAAGUCCAUAAAAAAGGAACGAAACGAUGCUAUAUGCAUCUAUCAUCUGUCCAGAGUGAAGACGUUCUCGACUUUAAAAGGACCCGUUGGGAAACUUACAGAACUAGUGUUAGAAAGUGGCUUUCUCUACAGGGUGAGACAAAGGACCUUGCAGAAACUUAUAAACAUUGCAUUGAUAUGGACUUUGACAAUGUUCCUGAUGACGCUGGGUUUCACAUGACAUGCUACCAGCGAUUUAUUUGCAAAAGGCGUUUGAGAAACAAGACGGGUCAGUCGAACCCCUCAGCCAGCAUCGCCAAUGCAUCCACGUCCACGGCAUCUGAAACUCCGCGAAAGAAGCUUCACUCGAGGUCAUAGGCUGUAUUGGGACAAAGGAAAAAGUGCCUAGAAAGUGAAUUUCGUUCAACUACGCUGGUGCUACUUGUUCAAUGCAUUUUUGCAUAGACAAUACCAUUCUGGACUCGUCCACCUUCGGGGAUUAAUAAAGUUCUUCUUACUCUUAUCUUUAGCAGCGCUGCUCUUGAUUCGAUGCUGCGAUGGAGCUGAUGAGCGUCCUGUAUGCUUUGCUGCAUUGAUUAGAAUGGCAACAUAUUUGCCGUGUAAUACGCUAUGCUGCUGCCACGCUCCAAAUACACAUCCUGUAUGUUUUAGCCUUCACUCUGCACUUGGCUGCUAAUGACAGAAGAUGUGGGAAUGACUACUGCAAACCCCCUACCAAGUGAUUUACCGGAGAACGCUGUGCUGUCCAUCAAGCAAGUCACACUCAAGAGGAGAACUCUGCAGGACAAACUAAUGCUGAAAGAGCUUGGUCCGGAUCGACCAGAUGUCGCCACUCAGCAACUGACCACUGAGAAGGGCAAAAAAUAAACGCAGACAUUUUUAAGAGCAUGGUAUGCGUGCAAAGCAUGGCUAGCUGGAUGUCCAAAGAGUAAGGCCCUUUUUGUUUUCUGUGUAAAAUAAUGGUGACAAAAAAAAAUAAAAAAGCUGGCAAAAUAAAAUUUCAGCUACUGAAACAGUCAAUCAACAAAAUCUGUUUGUAGUAAAGUAGAGUAUAUAAAGAUUAAAGCCUAAUAUAAACCAUAAAUUUAUAAUAGUGAGACACUACAUAAAAGCCAGCCUAAAAAGAGAGCUAACAGACAAUUUUCAUGCCACAAUGUUAGAAACUAAUAUAUUUUAAAGCAGGGUGAAAAUGUCCCUGAAAAGUCCUGGACAAUUAUUUCUAGAAAAGAGUGGGAACCCUGUAUUUAUUUACCCAGUUUCAAUUAAGCUCAGCUGAAAUAUCAGAUGUAAUAGAAUUGCUCUGUAUUUAAAGCAAAUGUUUGUGUUGUUUUUCUUUGGCUGAUCAUAUUGAUAUGCAGCCUGGUUUGUGAUGAAUGUGGGUCUGCCCUUUACUAUUUUUCUGCUGUUGUCACUGUGUGCUCUUUUGAUGUAGCCUAACCUGUUGAGAUGCAAGUAAAUGUACACAAGUACGCUAUUGUCAGUUUCUAUAUCAUAGGAUUACAUUGAAUGUAGGUAGGCUGUGUGUCAGCUAUAAUGCCCUGCUCGUAAGUUGAAAUACAGUUUCCCCACCCCAUUUGCCCUUGUAGGUCAAGAUCGUAUGUUUCCUCAAUUGUUUUCUUAGAAAGCACCAGAAUGUUUCAUUUACAUUUGAAAACAAAAGAAAAUAUCCUUGGGGAGGAUACCCCCAGACCCCCCUACAGGGUUCUGGUUUCCAAACCUUCAGCCCCACCUACUACUUUUCUCACCAGCCGCCACUGUUAUUUGCACCGCUUGGAGGGGUGGAGAUGGGAAGAGGGUGUACUUGCGCAAGGCUGCACUGCUCACCAAUUUAGCAAAGUGGACUUGGGCUUGCAGAGCACGGAUUUAGAGCCCAGAGGCAGAGCUUUGAGGAGACACGUCCACCUUGUUCUCCACAUGGUCCCUUUGGAGUGCUCAUCCAUAUCUAUUAUGUGGAAUUGAAUGGAGAGACAGCCAGACAGAUAUAUUGGAGAACAAUUGGUUAGGGUUGUAAUCUUGGUUUGAAAGUAAAAAGACUACCUCCCUCCAUUAACCUUACCCAAAACCCUGUCCCAGCCACUGUAAACCAGUGAGCUCAUGCACACCUCAGCACCCGGGCUUUAAACACUUACAGGACUCAGUGCCUCCAAAAAAUGUUUUUAUUGUAGGCUGGCCUGUGGGAAUAAGUCUCAGCUGGGGAAUGUAAUGGGGUGAAGUGAAAGUCUCUUUAUUGUUCUCAACAAAUUGUGACCUUCAGCUCUCACUGGGUCCGUUUGCAACCGAGUGUGAAGUGGCUUGGAUGAGAAUCGGCACCUCCAAAUCUAAGUCCAUGGCUUUCAGCCAGAAAAAGACAGAGUGCCCUAUCCAGGUAGGAGAGGAGAUCCUGCCCCAAGUGGAGGAGUUCAAGUGUCUUGAAGGAAUGGAGCGGGAGAUCGACAGGUGGAUUGGUGCAAUGUGUCAUAACCCGGCUCUUAAGCCAUGACAUAUAUGGAAACGGAUGCAGUGUAGGGCGGGAAGUAAAGAUUUAUUUUAACAAAUUAGAGACUUAAACAAUAAUUUGUAAAUAUGGAGUGUGAUAGUCAGUGAUAUCAGUCAUGUAAGUGUGGAUGUGUGAGUAAUGAAGUGUAGGGUGUUGUGGGGUGAAAAUAAACCAAAGUCAAACCAAAGCAAAAAGCCUGAGACAGCAGUCCUGUGGCAGGGUCAGAGCAAGAGAGAGAGCCGCACUGGAGAAGGGCCUCUUAUGCUCUGUGGCAGCAUUAGGCACAGGUGCUUCAAUUAUCUGCCAUACCCACUCUCUCCCAGGUAGCCUUGCAGGGAAAACAUGAAAUGGCUCCACCAGGAUUAGUCCACCAGACCCCAGUUAGGCAGGGCCGUCACCCCCCCCCUCAAGUCGGCGUCCCAAGGAGGUCACCGACAUAACGCCGACCCACCUACAAAACACAAGUCAGAAUUACUUUUAAAAAAAAAACAAGCAAACAAACAAAAAAUAAUAAUACACCCUCCUCCUGGAUACUCCAACCGCAGCUUGGUCCACCCAACCUUGGCAACUCGGCGCCUGAGAAGCAGAUUAAGAAGAUUGGCAGAGCAGCAGCAGUUGAAUAAAACAGGAAAAGGCAGUAUAUUAAUCUCAGUUCACGCCAACUACCACUGAGGAGCACGUGACAAAGCGUCUGCAAUAAUAUUGUGUGCACCCUUAAUAUGUCUGAUGUCGAGGUCGAAGGCCUGCAAAAACAGCGCCCACCUCAUCAGCCUCUGGUUCGGACACCUUAGGGAAUGCAAAAAGGUCAGGGGAUUGUGAUCCCUGUAGACCACCAUCGGUCCUCCUCCCCCAACGUACACACUAAAAUGCUGUAGAGCCCAUAUAAGUGACAGAGCCUCCUUCUCAAUAACAGAAUAAUUACGCUGGUAAUUAUUAAACUUUUUUGAAAAGAAGCUGACUGGCCUCACCACCCCUUGAUCGUCACUCUGGAGCAAGACCGCACCUGCUCCCACAUGGCUGGCAUCUACUUGCAGUGUGAAUGCUCGAUUGAAACAAGGAGCUGCCAGAACAGGGGCAGAGCACAGGACCGACUUCACACUAUCAAAAGCUAACUGACAUUCUGAAGACCACACAAAUUUCACCUUUGCUUUAAGAAGUUCCGUGAGAGGAAACACAACGGUAAAGAAGUUCUUACAGAAACUCCUAUAAUAACCCACUAGCCCCAAGAACCUCUGAAGUUCCUUCUUUGUAGUAGGUCGUGGAUAUCUGGCUAUGGCCAUAACCUUGGCCUGGACUGGAGCUACAUGACCCUGCCCCACGACCCGGCCGAGAUAAGUCACUGUAGCCAUCGCAAAAUCACAUUUGGCCAAGUUCACCGUGAGCUGGGCUUCAGCCAAGCGUUCGAACAGCGCCCGAAUGCGCUGAAGAUGCGAGUGCCAGGUAUCACUAUAGAUGACCAAAUCAUCCAGAUAAACUGCACAACCUUGUAACCCUGCCACAACGCGAUUCAUCAAACGCUGAAACGUAGCAGGGGCGUUCUUUAACCCAAAAGGCAUCAUCUUGUAGGAAUAAAGGCCAGAUGGAGUGAUGAAUGCAGCAAUCUCCUGCGCAUGCUUAGACAACGGCACUUGCCAAUAUCCUUUAAGCAAAUCAAACUUGCUUACAAACUUCACGGACCCCACCUGAUCAAUACAGUCAUCCAUACAUGGUAAUGGAAACGAGUCAGAUUUUGUGACAGCAUUCACUUUCCGUAAAUCAGUACAAAACCGAGGUGUUCCAUCCUGUUUUGGCACUAGGAUGCACGGAGAAGCCCAACUGGAUGAUGAUGGAACAGCAAUAUUAUUUUGGAGCAUGUAUGUGACCUCCGCCUCCAAAUAAUCACGCUUACUUGGGGCCAUACGGUAAAAAUGUUGUUUAAUCGGUCGAGCAUCUCCGACAUCAAUAUCGUGUUUGAUCCAGUUAGUUUGCGAAGGGAUGUCACCAAACAAGCAAGAGUAUUUACGCACCAACUUCGACAGCUCAUCACGCUUGGACUCUGACAGAUGAGCCAGCAACUUGUCCAAGUUACCAAGUGAUUGUGAAUUGUUUAGCCUCCCAUACAACAAGCUUUCGUCAGGUUCUGGUACCCCAUCUCCAUCAUGCGCCAAACCCUCUGAAGCAACCGCAAGAGCUGGAUGCACAUCCUCCUUCCGGUGGCAACCCAAAAAGUAUCAACUUCCCGGUCAUAAUAUGGUUUUAAAAGAUUUACAUGGCAGAGACACUUGGUCUUCCUCCGUCCUGGCGUUGCAACAAAAUAGUUCAAAUCCGAGACUUUCUCUAUGACAGUAUAUGGACCUGCAAAUUUAGCCUGAAAGGGUGACCCAACUAUAGGCAUAAGUGCCAGGACCUGGGGCCUCAUGUAUCAACACUUGCGUGGAACUCAUGCCAGAAACGAGCGCACGCAAGGUCCGUCACGCUGAAAAAAAUCCGUAUGUAUCAAUGUGUUUAGACGUGAUUUAUACUUCGCCCUUAACUUCAUUUUUCGAUAACUUUUUAUGCAAUAAACAACUGUAAUGUGCAUAACUGACCUCGAAAUACUGGAUUACAUUACCUAUGAUACCAUGGAGAGAGAUGUAAACGCAACAGAUACACAGAAGCAGGAAUUGAAAUGAACAAAUAUUUUUAAUGUGUCACAGAAAUCAAUGUGUCGGCCGUGUCGCCGGCUUGCGGAACCCCGGCCCGCGGCAGCCCGUCCGCUGGCUCGGAGUCGUCGGCCAGGACCAGCGGCAUUCGGGCCACCCCGGCCCCCGGCCCCAGCACCAGCACCAGCACCAGCGCGCCGACAAGCGGUGGAGCGUCCACCAGCCGCGGCGCUUCCGCUGGACCACCCGGACGCAGUGGAAGGGUCCUCGCGGCGGGGGUCCUGCAAUCGCAGGAAGAAAUCAUCAGGGGGAUCGCGGGGAUCAACGAGCGGCUGGACCGGCUCGUAAAUGUCCUCGAGCGUCUGGUGGAGAAAAUAAAUUAAUUUGGCUCAUUGAACUGUGUAUUCACUUCUUACCCAUUCACACUGUGGCGAUGAGAUUCUCCCACGCGAGGACGGCGGCCCGGCAGGGAUCAGCUCGCAUCCCUCGGUCUGCUGCUGGUUCGUCAUGUGGGGCGACAUGCUGCUCGGCCACGGGGAUGUGGUGCACGCUUGUCACAUAGUGAGUCACCAAACACCGCCACACAGCGUCGCCAAAGUGCGAAUCACAGUCAACGCAAGUAUCGGCUCAACGCCAAUUUCUACACCACCUCCUGACUUUGCGUUGAUUAGCGCUGGAACCGACGCUCGUUUCGCGAUGAUAAAUCUGGACGUGUGCGCCGAUUUUGGCGUACGCAAGGUUUUCUUGCGCCGCAAGCGUUGAUACAUGAGGCCCCUGGUCUCCUGGAUUGAACUCAUGGUGCUCUGAACGACGGUCAUACAAUUCUUUCAUUCUCUUCUGGGAGAGGCCCAGCUUUUCUCUCGCCAUGCAACCAGCCAUAAACAAACGAUGUCUAAACCCAUUGACAUAUUCCACCAGGUUAGUAGGUGGAUUCAUACUCACACAGUCCCCCUUCAGCACGGCCAGAGGACCCCGCACAGUAUGUCCAAAGACCAAUUCAUUUGGGCUGAAGCCUGUGCUCUCCUGUACUGCCUCCCUAGCAGCCAACAGAAGCCAUGGCAACCCGUCCUCCCAGUCUCUAUCCAACUCUAUACAAUAUGAGCGCAGCAGAGACUUAAGAGUCUGAUGGAACCGCUCUAAAGCACCCUGGCUCUGUGCAUGAUAAGCCGAAGAUUGGUUCUGCGUAAUACGGAGAAGCUUCAACACUUGCCGAAACCAUUUAGAGGAAAAAUUCGACCCUUGGUCACUUUGGACCACCUGAGGAAUGCCAAAUAUCGAAAUGAACUGAGUCAGUGCCUUAACUACUGCCUUGGUUGUAAUCGAUCUCAGAGGAUAUGCUGCCGGAUAUCGAGAGUUCUGACACAUCACUGUGAGCAGAUAUUUACAGCCAGACUUGGAAGGUGGCAACGGACCCACACAAUCCACAAUGAGGUGUGUAAAUGGUUCAUUCACGGCCGAAAUAGGCUGUAAUGGUGCAGGCUUGAUCUUCUGAUUGGGUUUUCCGGUGAGCUGACACACAUGACAGGUCUUAAUGUAUGUGGAGACAUCGCGCUUGACACUCGGCCAAAAGAAGUGUUUCAGGAUGUUGAGGUAUGUCUUGCGCACACCAAAGUGUCCACACUCAUCAUGUGCCACCUUCAAGACCAGAGGGCGGAAUUUAACUGGCACCACCAUCUGGAAAACACCAACAUCCACACCAUUUUCACUCACUGGAACCCACUUUCUAAACAGCAAGCCAUUAUGCAAAACACGCUCAAAUAGUUCCUUCAAAGAGGAAUCCUUACUUUGCUCCUGUGCCACAUCGCUAUGUGAUAGCGACACAGGGAGCUCUGACAGUGAUGGAACCUCCAACCCUAAAUCACUAUCACCGCUAGAUGAUGCGUCAGGGUCGGACUUGCUCAUAGCGCGUGUAACUACACAUGAUGGAGCAACUUCUGGAGUGCAACCAGAGCCCUCAGACACACAAUCAGAUGGACAAGAGGUAACCACGGGUGAGGGAGGAGUGUCAGCCCAAACUUUUCCACCAGCCAAACCGUUUGCUCAAGAUAAAAUACACACCUUCAAUAGGCAACGCUGGCCGAACACCAACAGCCACCUCACCAUUAACCAGCUCACAGUUCAAAACCAUCCUAUGCAAAGGAACAGGAAGAAUUUUCAGCCCCAUCCCACGACUAAGAACACAACCACCGGUAUCUGUCUCUCCGGACAAAGGUAAAACAGAUUCGACAAUGUAGGAAUCGUACGCCCCCGUAUCUCUCAGGAUCUUUAUUGGGAACUUAUCACCUCCUACAGUUGACACAAACCCGUCCCGAAUAAAAGGAGCAUAAGCCGCCAAGACACCAGAUUCACAAGCAUGAGAGGGCCCCACCUCCGAAACACUGCAGCUUCGAACCGGGGCAGCGAAUGCAGCAGGCUUAGCUCUCAUUCCCCUGGUUUUAGCUUUAAGCACAGGGCAAUCUGCUUUCCAGUGCCCUUUCUCAUGACAAUAAUUACAGAGGUUACCACUGUCAGCGUUGCCAUACGUUUUAAAAUCAGAUUUCAACAGGACUUUCUUUGAGCGUUGCAUUUCAGUCGAAACAUUGUCUGAAUAAUUUCCUCGUCCACCAAAAACAUCACGACCCGCAGAACGCUCUCUAAAACUGUUCCUGUGAAGCAACGCAUACUCAUCUGCUGAGACUGCCGCAGCAGCUGCAGUAGUGACUUUCUGCUCGGUGAUAUAUUUUGCGAUACGCUCUGGAAGACAAUUCUUAAGCUGCUCUAGAAUCAUCAAAUCACACAAAUUGUCAAAUGUAGUGACAUAAAGCGCAGAUAACCACCGUCUAAAGUGAGUUGACAGAUCCCUGACAAACUCCAUGUAUGUUUGGCCGUUUUUCUUCUCCCAGGACCUAAAACGCUGGCGAUAUGCCUCGGGCACGAGCUCAUAUGCCUUCAGCACCGCAGAUUUUAUUUUAGAAUAGCUAGAGCUAUCCUCAAGACUAAAGGAUGAAUAAGCCUCUUGAGCUUUUCCUGAGAGGACACACUGCAGCAUAAGGGCACGGUCUACAUCAGGCCAGUUUCUAGCCGUAGCCACACGUUCAAACAUAAAAAAAAAGGUGUCUGGAUCUCUCUCAUUAAACUGAGGUAGCAAGCGCAAGUUAUUCACAUCAAAACGAUGAGCAGAAGAGCUAGCCCCCUGUCUGUCCUGAUCCUCACCAGAUAACCUGCCAUCUCUGACCAAAGUCAAGCGCUGCCUCUCCAGAUCCAAUUUUGCCCUCUCAGACUCCUGGUGGAUUCUCACUAAUUCAAGUUGUUUUUUCAUCUCCAAUUCCUGUGUCAUUUUCUCAUGUUCCUGUUUAAUUUUUUCAUGUUCCAUUUGCAAAAUCAUAAUCUCUUUUUGCUGCUCAAAAGUUAACCACGGUGCCGGAAACUGUAAAGCAGUAGGACUCAGAGACUCCUCCUUGUCUCCAGGCAUCAGUCCCUCCUCAACCAAUUUUGUUUUUAUAGCUGCUUUAAUAUUUUCUUUAAGGCGUUUGUCUCCGACAAUCACAACUGAAAAAUGCUCAGCCACUAUGAGCAACUGCUCCUUUGUAAACGAAUCUAAUAUCUCCUGAGAUGGAGCAGUGAUGAAGUCAUCAAUUUCCGACAUUUUAAGUGUAUGAAGCUGAAUAGCUGAGCAAAUACAAUUUUACACACAACCAGACCCAGCAGAUACAGUGUUUACCCGUGUGCACUAAAAUUUAAUCUCAACCUGGUUUGGAGUUUCCCCGCUAUCUAACCACAGAUCCAGCUGACUAAGCUCCCCCCUAGUCUUCAUGUGGCCUCUUAUGGUGGGUACUUAUGCACUAAAGACCGCUGGGUCAGGAGAGCGACUAGCAGGCUAGCAACUCUCCCAAAACCACGGACAUGCUCCCAAGCCAAGCUUCAGCCACGUUCGCCACAACACUAUCCCACCCCCAGCUCAACGAACUCAAAGGAGAACGUCGCUACAACCUACAAGGGAAAACUCCUCGCCAGUUCACACGCACACAGAGACACACACAGCUAUGCACAGGGCAACACAGUAUCACUAGGCCCUGCUGCUAUCAGCAUAAACAAAGAGCAAACAAACUAGUCUCUCAGCAAAAUCGAAAAAACAGCAACAAACGCUUCACACAACUAACACCUCAUCCUUUCCCUCAAAUCCACACAUGCAAGCAGACAAUAAGUCACCUACUCAGGUAAACAAAGGAACAAAACCCCUGAGUGCACGCACGCUCUGACCCAAAUGGAACAAAGACUCAGAGCCAAACUUUAUAAAUAAGUCCACAGCACAAAAACCCCUACAAUCCGCGCCACACAGGUCGCAAUGAAUAUGUAGUGCAUUAUCUUAACCAACCCCAAGCUGCAAACAAGCCAAAGUGACGCACAACCAGGCACCAAAUACACCCAAAACUACAAACACACAAAUCUUACCCAAAGAAUGCGGACAAAACGGGAAAACACGGCUGGACGAGCCCCCAAUAUGUCAUAACCCGGCUCUUAAGCCAUGACAUAUAUGGAAACGGACGCAGUGUAGGGCGGGAAGUAAAGAUUUAUUUUAACAAAUUAGAGACUUAAACAAUAAUUUGUAAAUAUAGAGUGUGAUAGUCAGUGAUAUCAGUCAUGUAAGUGUGGAUGUGUGAGUAAUGAAGUGUAGGGUGUCGUGGGGUGAAAAUAAACCAAAGUCAAACCAAAGCAGAAAGCCUGAGACAGCAGUCCUGUGGCAGGGUCAGAGCAAGAGAGAGAGGCGCACUGGAGAAGGGCCUUUUAUGCUCUGUGGCAGCAUUAGGCACAGGUGCUUCAAUUAUCUGCCACACCCACUCUCUCCCAGGUAGCCCUGCAGGGAAAACAUGAAAUGGCUCCACCAGGAUUAGUCCACCAGACCCCAGUUAGGCAGGGCCGUCACAAAUGUCAGCAGUGAUGUGGAUGCUGCACAGAUCUAUCAUUGUUUAGAAUUAGCUGAGUUGAAAGGCAAAGCUCUCAAGUUACCAAUCAAUCUUUGUCCCUACCCUCACUACCCACAAGCUGUGGGUAGUAACCAAAAAAACAAGAUUGCAGGUACAAGCAGCCAAAAUAAGUUUCCUCUGCAGGGUGGCUGGGCUACCUCUUAGAGGGUGAGAGGCUUGGUCACCCAGGAGGGGCUCAGAGUAGAGCCGCUACUCCUCCAUGUUGAGAGUAGCCUGAAGGGCUGGCUUGGGCCUCUAACCAGGAUACCUCCUGGACACCUUGCUAGUGGGGUGUUCAGAGAAUAUCCCACUGGUAGGAGACACGGGGAAGACCCGGGACAUGCCAGAGAGACUAUGUUUCUCAGCUGGCCUGGGAAUGUCUCCUGGGAAGAACUUGGAGAAGUGGCCAAGGAGAGGAAAGUGUGGGCCUUCCUGCACAGGCUAACUGUUGACCAUGGAUGGAUGGAUGGGCGGACAGAUAGACAGAUGGAUAGAUGGAUAGAUGGAUGGUCUUUAACAUGAGAAAUACUGAGUUCAAUCAGAGUUAUGAAAUCUUUAUGCAGAAAACCUGUGGGGUUGAUUUAAUGGACAAUCUUCUAACCUGCUGUUUCUUGUUCCCAGUUUGCGACUCUGAGAAAAACAUUGACUGUGUUUUCAAUCUCUUCAGGAGAAUCCAGAUCUCUGCCCCUGCAGAACAGCAAAGACAGAGAUGGUCAGUCCAGUCCAGUUUCAGGCAGGAUGGGGAAGUCUUCAGUCAGCCCCACCAUGAUGCUGUCAGGAGGAGGAGCAGGUGAGUCAGGCAUCUCCACUCUGCAAAGAUCAGCUGUAAAGGUGUGCCCAGGUCUGUUUAUAACUUUUCUUCUAUGCAGAAUCAAAGUCAGCAUGUAAACUCGGACGUUCAGCCUCCAUCUCAGGUGUGCCUUCACCAGGUGGGAUGCCACAACGUCACCUUCAUGAGCCUCACCACCCCGCCCUCAGCCAGGUACAACACCUGUGAAGAAAAGCUCCCUGUAUACCUAUCUGUCUAAUUGUCUGUCCUUCUGUUUACCCAUCUGUCUGUUAACCUGUCUGUUCAUCUGCUUAUCUGUGUGUUCAUCUGUCAGAAUUCCAUACCUGCCAAUUGUUUUUUUGUAAUCAGUUUGUUAAAAAAAAAAAAAAAUUCAAAAAAACAAACAGAAAAAAAACAGAAUAAUUAAAACAGGAUCAACUUUCCGUCAAAAAUAGUACAUAUGUAAAAAGGAAACAUGGAAACAUGCAAAAAAAAACACACAAAAACUGGUAAACAUGCAUACAUGUUAACACAUAAACCCAUCAACAAAACAAAUAAACAUGCAUACAUGUUGUUUGGAAAUGAAAUUGUAAAAAGACAAACAGAGGAGAAAUAUGACUGUGCAAAUUGUUUUAUAAAAAAAAUAUGCGAUUGACUAAGUGAAGGUAGGUAAACAGGUGAUUAAGUAAACAUGUAGUAAACGUGCUUAUUUAAAUAUGUGGUAAAGAAUAUGUGGCUAUUUUAAUGUGUAAACAAAGUGUUUUAUUAAAAUUUUUGUAAAUCUGUAGAUUUUAGCUGUGAAAUAAUUAGACAGAUGACAUGAUAAACUGAUAAGCUGUUUUUUAACUGAACUUAUACUAACAUAACAAAAUUAACCCAACCCUAACCUGUACUAACAUAAACAAUAUUCUAACUUGAAUCCCAAGGAUUCUAAUGUAUUACCCUCAUCCAAUCUACUAAAUAUCACAAAUAACACCUGCAAUGUCUUACAGAUCUAACUCCGUCUACACCUGCAUCAUCCAAAGCCCCACCCAUAACUGAGCAAAGGCUGCUCCCUGAUGUUUAUGAUUCGCUCUUGGAGUUUGUUUCACAGAGAAAAGUAAAUUACGUCUUAGAGCAUUUCUGCAUGUCUUUGAUUCUACAUUUGUAUAAACUCUGAGUGGUCAAUAAUAAACUGCACUGACCCCAAAGGCCCAGGUAGAAAACACUUGUCAUGAUCAGUGAAGCAAUUCUGAAGCAUUAAUUUGAAUCUCCAAAUAUAAUUCUCAGAACAUCAUACAAUUUAUCUAAUCAUAACUUAAUUUCAUAACAGUAGAGAUGUUCUGUCAAAUGUUGAAACAGACAGAAUUUGGUUGUUUGCAAGUCAGUUGAGGUCAUUAUGUACCUGAAAACACAGCAAAGACAACAUAGUAUAAAAUUAAACCAAAAAUGUUGUUUCAUCUGCUCAAUUUAAAUCUGAUGUCUCUUCAGAGUUGUUAAAGGUCCCUUGUUGUUAAAGGAGAUAGCGUCCACUGUUUUUUUCCCUCACAUACGCCCCUCCGGGACAGCAACCAUGUCGAAAUUAUGACACAGCUGCUGCGUGGUUCUUGGCUGCACAAAUGAAGACAGGAGUAUAUUUCUGCCUCCUUUGUUGGAAGAUUUGAGGACCCAGUGGAUUAAUUUUAUUUUUAAGGCUGGUGCUUCCAGCUGCGGGGGUCUGGAGGUCCUCUGAAGAGGUCCUCAGAAGAUCUCCAGACCACCGCUCCUGGACCACUGCGGAGGUGCCAGCAGCUCAGAGUGGCCUUGGGGCGGAAGAUGUUUACACACAGCUCAUUAUCAUUUAAAGGUACAGGUGCAGAAUUAGCCCAUUCUUAGUGGCGCUCAAAAAGAGGAGGGUACAGGCUGGCUGAUAUACACAAAUAAACUUCAUAUUUACUAUUGUAGGACCUCUGGGACUGAUUUAAACUUGAUGAAAAAUGUCAUAAUAGGGGACCUUUAAAUGUACAACCAAAAAGGAAAAAAAAACUGCUAUAGAGGAACAUCCAAACAGGUAGAGCUCUUAUGGAGGGGGUGCGAGUACAGGAUGGGGUGUUUCCCUGGUUAACACACCUGUCUCUUGUCACUCACACAGACACUCUUGUGUUUACCAAGCUACAGCUUUCACAGCAGCUCAGUACACCACACCACUGUUUGACGGAGAUUUGACAUAAAAUAACAGAGGGAACGUGACCUCAAAAAAUAUAAAACAUCCUGAUCUCAGUCCAUCACACAUCCAAGCAGAGACAUAACUGAUCAAACAUUCAGGAAAUAUUUCUUACCUUGACUCUAGUGUCUAAAACGUUUCAUCCAUUUGCAUUGUGUGAAAAAGGUUUUAGCUUGCUUUAGCUUCAGGUGUCCUGAUAGAAGCCAACAGGAGGAGCAUCUCUGAACUUGGUACUGAGUCCAGACCACAGGUCCAGACAGGCUGUGACAAACUCACAGUGUCGAAACCGUGACGCAGUCUGUGUCUCAGUGGAUGAAGACCAGAAGUAAACAACUGAGCCGGCCGACCAGAAAAACACACACACACACACACACACACACACACACACACACACACACACACACACACACACACACACACACCAUUAAAUCAUGAACUUUAUUGAAAACACAACUGAAAAAAAAAAACACAUACAAAUUAUUUCACCAAUAAACAAAAAUGGAGAAAUUUCUCAUGAAAACAACCACCAAGGCAACUGAUGCACCCCCAGCUGCAAAAAAGCCCAAGAUUCAUAAGUAUGAUGACACAUACCUGUAGUAUUUGUCAAAAGCUUGAUGGCCUCCUGCAGCAACAGUCCACCAUUGCAAUGCACAGCACUGUCUCCAAACAGAGUCUGGUAGCAUCUUAUGUAGUGGCCAAAAGAAUCUGUAAACUAGGUAAACAGCAUACAAUUGCUGAGACUCUCAUUUUGCUGGCCGUGCAAUUCGUGCUGAAUAAUGAUAGGAGAGAUGGUAGCAGCCAAACUCAGUACAGUACCAUUGCCCAAUGAACAGUUGCUAGGAGAAUUUCAGACAUGUCCAAUUAUAUCAGAGAGCACUACAUUUCACCACAAUUGGGGGCAGCUUGCAAAAGGGUAAAAACCGCUGUUAUAGAGGAACAACCAAACAGGUCAAAAGUUGUUAUUGAGGACCAACCAAACAGGUAAAAAGUUGUUACAGAGGAACAAACAAACAGGAAAAAAAGUUGUUUGGUUUGAGGAUCAGCAGAGUCCAUGUCAUGGGUAGCUUCAUCAUCUGUGUCGGCUCCAUUAAUGCUGAAUAAUAUCUACAGGUUUAGGAGCAAAAUCUGCAGCCAUCCAGACAAUUACUUUUUCAGGGAAGACCUUUACAUUUCAGCAAGACAAUGACAAACCACAUUCUGCAGGGUUUACAACAGCAUGGCUCUGUAGGAGAAGAGUCUUGCUGAUAAAAUUGGCCUGAAACAUUUUGACUAUCAUGACUAGGGCUGGGUAUCACUUGAUUUCGAACGAUUGCGAUUUCGAUUCCUUGUUUCGAUCCCUAUCCUAUCGAUUCUCUAUUUCGAUCUUUUAAAAGGCAGCAUAUAAAAAGAAAUGCAUGGUUUAAAUGAGGGCGCUUACCAGAGUUCCUCUUUUUGGAUGAAAUUUCAGAACUUGUCCAUGAAUUUUUAAAUUAUAUGAACUUUUUAAGAACUUUACUAUGAAUUUCUCACAGGGCUGUUUUCAACCAGUAUACAAAUAUCAAUUUUUGUUGUCAGGUCAUUUUUCUGUGAAAAAGUACAAGGGCUAACGUUAGUUGGAUAUUUCAGUUGACCCACCAUACACGGUACAAUUUGUUUGAUGCUUCAAAGUUAGCAGAAGACAGAAGUAAUUUAUUGUUUCACUUACCUGAUUCUGACUGGUUAGCGGACCAGUGUUGUGCUGUAGAAUGCACCCCUGCCGUAGAAUGCAUCCCCUCCUCUCAUUAGCUUCUUAAAGUGGAAGAAAAUGGUCUCAUAAUAAAAAAAAACAUGAGUAUUAGAUCAUGACAACAUGUCAAAUGGAGUAGAAAACUUUCGUUUGGUUUUUAUGUGUCUCAAAAAGGUGAAAUAAUCAAAGACGGGAACUUGGGUAUUUCUCCUCCAUGAAUCCUGAGGUGUUUAAUCAUGUUGGCCGUGCAUCCUCCUUUGCAUGAUAUAACUUUUUUGCUAAUGUUGCACUGAGAUAAGGGUUCAUUCUUCCUGCCAAAGUUAGCCAAACUUUUGACCAACGAAGAAGCCACCGAACACCAACGAAGACGGAGCGUAUGAGACGAAGCCACAGAGAGAGAAGAGAGACAGAGAGAGUGCAUUGCAACCCACAGCGCCUGCAAUGCUGUGGGUUGCAAUGCACUCUCUCUCUGUCUCUCUUCUCUCUCUCUGUGGCUUCGGCUCAUACACUACAUCCUUGUUGGUGUACGGCGACUUCUUCCUUGUUGGUGUUUGGCGGAUACUUCUUUCGGUCGUCGGACUCCAGCAUCGAAACUUGGCAUGGAAUUUUUAAAAUUUGAAUGAUUCCGGGAGAAAUGUUAGUCCCGGUCCCCAUGGAUGUUCGAUUCUCAAUACCCAACCCUAAUCAUGACCCCAAAAACAGGACAAAGGAGACCCUGAACAGUUGAGCAGCUGAAAUUCUCUGUGAGGCAAGAAGGGGACAAAAUUUCACCUUCAGACGCCUACAGAUUGUCGGGGGGAAAGAGCAAUGUGACAAUUAUUAUUUCAGACAAAAAAGAAAAUCAUGUUCUAAGUAGGCAUCUUGCCCAUCAACAUAUCUAUGUCUGUCUGUGUGUUUCUGUGGUGAUCAGAAUUUUUACCUGAUCAGCUGUAUAAAGCUGUUUGUAGAUUUAUCUUAAUAACUCUGUUCUUCUCUUCAUUGUUUAUUUGGUUAUUUGAUGUAAUAAAACAGGAGCUUUAGCAUCAUGUUCAUGUUUCAAGGCUGGUGUCAGGCUGGGGUCUAAUUUGGCAGCUAGUAUUUAAAGACUCCUAAACACCAGACCUGUGUGAGGCUGGGAAGUUGCAGAUGGGGUGAAAUUAGACUUAGUUUGGCCUAGAAUAGUAAGGAUGUAAGGUGGUAAGUGGUGGACUGUGGUAAGAAAUAGUUUGCAGUAAGGGUUAGUUUGUGGUUAGGCUUAGUCUGUGGUUAGGAUUUGUUUAUGGUUAGGGUUAGUUUGCAGUCAGGGUUAGUUUCUGGUAAGGGUUAGUUUAUAGUCAGUUUGCAGUUAGGUUAAGUUUGUAGUUAGGGUCAGUUUGUGGUUAGGCCUUAUUUUAGUUAGGGUUUCUUUGAGGUUAGAGCUAGUUGUAUUUAGGAUAAGUUAGUGGUUGGGCUAAGUCUGUGGUAGCACUGAGUCUGUGGUUAUGGUUUGUUUAUGGUAAGGGUAAGUUUGCAGUGACUGUAAGUUUGUUGUUAGACUAAGGGCUCUAUCUUCGUGCCUCGCCAGCGGCAUGGUGUAGGUGUAGUAUAAGUCAGCUUCCUUGGCGAUAGGGCGUGCCAAAGCACACAUUGUUAUUUUGGUGAGCAGUGCAGUCCGGCCCAAGUACAUCCCCUCCCUAUCUCAGCUCUUCCCAGCAGCACAAGGAGGAAAGGAGGUGGGGAGUAGGCAUGAAGUUGGUUUAACACAGCUUGGUUUAAUUUUCACUAAUCACAUCAGCUCCUCUCCUAACUGUUAAAUCUGUCACCCCAGCAAUGUGUAUUGCAAAUUUUGAGUAGUCAAAAGAAUAACUGAAGACAACAAAGCCACAUGAUGGCGACAGGAGGCGGCCCUUCAACCAGUGUUGCUCUAAAGAGGUUGUGGCGUCCUCCACUCUUUGAAAUAAGCAUACACACACUGGUAAGACAAACAUCCUUUCACACAAAUAAUGUUAAAAUCUGAACCACCUAUCCAUGAAGGAUGCCUCACACACCAUGGCCUGGCUUUUCCUUCCGCUAAAAUAAAUCCUCUGGUCAGCCUUGGCAGCCUUUUUCGCAGCAGCUGGAUGGGGAGAGGACGAAGAGACAUAUCAAUCAAUCAAUCAAAUUUUAUUUAUAUAGCGCCAAUUCACAACAGUCGUCAUCUCAAGAUGCUUUUCAAGGAACAAGAGCAGGUCUAGACCACGCUCAUUGUUUGAUGAUCAAGAACCAACCUAAGAUGGGUUUUGGCCCAUCUCAACUAACAUGAGUAACAGUGGCAAGGAAAAACUUCCUUUUAACAGGCAGAAACCUUGGGCAGGACCAGCCUCAUGUUAGACAGCCACCAUGCCGCUGCUGGGUUGGUGAGGAAUGUAGUGUGAAGAGGGGAGAGGGGACAAGAUAAGGGAAGGCGAGAGAGAAUGAGUAAGGAGAGGGAGGGGGGAGGGAGAGAGAGUAGAGAACGAGGGCGAGAGAGAGACAGGGGGCAGCAGAAACAACAGCAACAACAACAACAGCUCAUGUAAUGGUGAAGAAAAAAGAGUUCAGUUUACAGGGUUAGGAUAUGAGUGAUUAUGGACAGUGUUAAAUUAAUUGAGUGUGAUUACAGUUAGCAGUUAGCAGGCCUAAUCGUAGUCAGUUCUAGUUUAUGUUAUUAAUGUCAGUAAUGUCAGUGAGGCUGAUGUUCAUGUCUGCAGUAACAGUAACAGUCCAGAGGAAUCCAAGAGAAGAAGCUCAGGGCUUGAGGUGGAUAAUCAUAGAUGAUGCGGCAAACAGUCCAGAGGAAUCUUAAAUAACUUAAAUGGGCUUAAAUAACUAUCAUGUAACUCUAUUGCGUGUGACUAUGUAUUGGAUAAUUAAUUUAAUGUGGUUUCAGCUGCUUUAAUUUGAUCAGGUUGACUGUCCACAUGCAGGCCAAUCAGAUAAGAUAUACAUCAGACUCGAUAUACAGUACAGGCCAAUAGUUUGGACACACCUUCUCAUUCAAUGCAUUUUCUUUAUUCUCAUUACUAUUUAAAAAGCAUGUGAAAGCAUCAAAACUAUGAAUGAACACAUGUGGAAUCAUGUGCUUAAGAGAAAAGUGUGAAAUAACUGAAAACAUGUCUUAUAUUUUAGAUUCCUCAAAGUAGCCACCAUUUGCUUUUUUGAUAGUAAGUAAGUAAACUUUAUUUAUACAGCGCCUUUCACAGACCAAGGUCACAAAGCGCUUUACAGUAAAAGCAAAAGCAAAAACAAUACACAGUUAAUAAAAACAUACAAAGCUAAAAUUUAAAAGGCCAAAACAACACUAUAGCAACCAUAGCAGCCCCAAGACAGUUAGGGAAAAUCCUGAACAAAUAAAAAUGUCUUUAGUUCCCUUUUGAAGGAGUCAACAGACUCCAUCAAACCCAGAGCAGGCGGAAGAUCGUUCCAGAGCUUGGGAGCAACAGCCUGGAAGGAUCGGUCUCCUCUGGUCUGUUCUCUCAAUGAGCUUCAUGAGGAAGUCACCUGAAAUGGUUUUUACUUCACAGGUGUGCCUUGUUAGGGUUACUUUGUGACUGACUCUGUCAGUCGCAAAGUACUUCUGUCAUCAAGAGCAAAGGGGGGCUAUUUUAAAGAAACUAGAAUAUAAAACAUGUUUUUAGUUAUUCCACACAUUUUUUAUAAGUACAAAAUUUUACAUGUGUUCAUUCAUAGUUUUGAUGCCUUCAGUGAUAAUCUACAAUGUAAAUAGUCGUACAAAAAAUAAAGAAAAGACAUUGAAUGAGAAGGUGUGUCCAAACUUUUGGCCUGUACUGUAGAUCUAAAUGUACAGACUCAGAUAGUUGCACUGAGUAGUGGUUGUUGUUGAUUGUUUAUUGCACUAAAAUGUGAAAAUCCUGCCCGUGAUGUGUGUCUACUGGUCUACCAAAUUACCACUUGACCAGCUGCAUACCACUUGCACUGAAAGCCAGGUUUGAAUCCACAAACUUUCAGAGCACUUUCUGCAACGUCAGUGGUCACAAAAAUGUCACUGCACUAACUGAUUCUAUCGACACCUCCCCCUGCUGUGCUGCCACACCCAGCUCGGUGCAUCUUGGUGUACCUCAGUCUACAAAAAUACAAAAUUGGCAGUGCGCUGGGCCGCGCCACACUAAAAACUACUUGGGGUGUGCCACCUUGCACUACACUGCUGGCAGGCACAAAAAAUAGAGCCCUUAGUCUGUGGUUAGGGUUUUUUGUUUGUGGUAAGGGUUAGUAUGUGGUUAGAAUUUGUUUGUGGUUAGGGUUAUUUUGAAGUUAGGGUUAGUUUAUAGUUUGUGUUAGUUAGCAGUUAGGAUUAGUUUUUAUGAAGGGUUUGUUUGAGAUUUGAAUAAGCUUGUGGUUAGUGUAAAGUUGCAGUUAGGGUAAGCUUAUGGUGUUAGUCUGUGGUUAGGGUUGCAUUAUGGUUAGAUGGUGAGAGUUAGUCUCUUGUUAGUACAAGUUUAUGGUCAGGGUAUGUUUGCAUUUCGAGUAAGUUUGUGGUUAGCCUUACUUUGUGGUUAGGGUUAGUUUAUGAUUAGAGUUAGUUUGCAGUCAGGGUAAAAUUGUGGUUAGAGUUGAUUUCUGGUUAGCGUUAGUAUGAGGUUUUGGUUAAGGGUAAGGGUAUGUUUGGGUUUGGGGAUAGUUUCAGGUUUGGGUCACUUUGUGGUAAGGGUUUGUUUGUGGUUAGGGUAAGUUUGCAGUUAAUGGUAAGGUUUAGUCUGUGGUUAGAGUUAGUCUGUGGUAAGGGCUCAGUUGCAGGUAAGACUAAGUUUGUGGUAAGGGUUAGGUUAAGGUUAGGGUUUGUUUGUAUUAAGGGCUAAUUUGGAGUAAGGGUAGUUUUGUGGUAAGAGUUUGCAGGUAAGGUGAGUUUGAGUUCAGGGGUUCAGAUUGGUUUGUAGUCAGGAUAAGUUUAUGGAUAGGGUUAUAUUUUUGGUUAGGGUUAGUUUACUGUUAGUUCAUGGUUGGGGUAAGUUUCUGCUUAAGGUAAGUCUGUGUUUAGGGCUAGUUUAUGGUAAGAGUUUGUUUUUGGUUAGAGUUAGUAUGUGGUCAUUGUUAGGUUAUGCAAAGGGUUAGUCUAUGUUAGACUAAGGGCCAACCCCAAAUGUACCCCUUAGCCCUUGUCUUAUCCCUUGGUUUCGCACAUUCAUGUCAAGGGUUGUCCCAAUUCCUAAGUAAAGUUAAGGGAAAGGGAAAGGGGUACACAGCCCUUGAAACAAAGACAAACUGGAACCUUGCUUGAAAGUAAGGGGUAUGAUUUUGAUAUGAUUUUCAUAGCAAUUACACUUUUUUUUGUUAUCAGAUAUUCAAUUAUCUGAUACUCCACGUAACUUAGAUAUGUUUUGAAGUGACGAGCUAGCUAACAAAGCUACAGCUAUUGAUAGCAACACUGAUGUCAGACUUGGUUGACAAAUUUACAGCAAGCGGGCUAUACUACAAUGUACUACAUUUCAUGAAUAAUCACACAGAAUGAUCAAACAGCGUAGCUUUAUUCAGUACAUUAGUAAUCGCAAAGGUAGAAGCUACACCAGGAGCUUCUAUGUAUGCUCUUCUAUGAGUAAAAUAGAGUGUUAUGCAUUGUUUUCAACUUCUGUUACUAACAACAGUUCAUAAUGGCUAAACAUUACAAAAGUAGGCAUUGUUUUCUAACUUGUUUACAGGUAUUGUCACAUCAGCCUAUGACACAGCCAGCAAGGGGCAAGGCAUGAUUAACAAGAAUUGAGUGGUGUCUCGUUUCUUAGGGGUAUGUUUUCACCCCUUCCCCUUGGCCUUCUGUUUUGAGGGCAAAGUGGAAGGAAUAGACAAAGGGGUAAGACAAGGAGAAUGGGUAAGAGUGAUAAUUGGGAUUGGCCCUUAGUCUAUGUAUAGGGUUAGUUUGCAGUUAGAGUAAGUUUGUGGUUAGGGUAAGAUAGUGGUCAGGUUUAGUUUGUGGUUAGAGUUAGUUUGUGGUUAGGUUUAGUUUGUAGUUAAGGUUUGUAGUCAGUCUGUGGUAAGAGUGGUAGUUAGUUGUGGGCUCUAACAGGAUGACCUAUGCUGAGCUGUGCUUUUGCAGAUGCCGUGGCUUUGUGGUGAUGUCACCAUGAUGGAGAUGAUCGAAAAGAAAAGAGUUUUGUGUCGAGAGAUAAAAGCUCGUCAGCGUCCAGAGAAGAAUCUGUAUAAACAGGACAGCAUGCCCAUCUUGCCCAGUUGGAGAAGGAAGCAGCCACCACCAUACUCGGCCCCACCCACCACUAACACUGGACACACCAGCAAGGUCUUCUGGGACACGGCCAUCUGA